Molecule: messenger RNA, 67783 nt
Organism: Podarcis lilfordi (Lilford's wall lizard)
Lineage: Eukaryota; Metazoa; Chordata; Lepidosauria; Squamata; Lacertidae
Source: the annotation of a GenBank genome assembly
AUGCACACAGGUAGGAUGGAGGACACACCUAGCUUGACAGGAGUACACAGGAAAAGCAUCUCAGAGUCUUAGGCCUUAUCCACAUUCCCACUUGACCUGCUGCUUCCCCCCAGGGAAAACUGCUCUUUAGUACUCAAUCGGAGCAAACAGCAAUGCAAGUUUUCACCAGAUGGACAUUUGCUCUGAAUUAGCACUAAAGAGUGGGUUUUCCCUGGGAGAGGAGAGGGGCAAGAUGAAAACGGCUCAGAACCAGUACUUUCUAGGCACAGGACGAGUGGCAGUGUGGCCAUAAUAGACCACAAGCUUAAUGGCAGCAAAAAAUGCAGCAAAAAAUGCUAUUCUAAGCUGCAUCAACAGAAGUCUAGCAUCUGGAUCAAGGGAAGGAAUAGUCCCACUCUAUUCUACCUUGGUCAGACCACACCUGGAGUCCACUUCUGAGCACCACAAUUUAAAGAUGAUCCUGGCAAGCUGGAACAUGGGCAGAGGAGGGUGACCAAGUUAUUAAAAGGUCUAAAAAUAAAGCCUGAUGAGCAACGGUUGAGGGAAUUAGGUAUGUUUAGCCUGGGAAAGAAAGGAUUGAGAGGAGAGAUGAGGGCCAUCUUCAAACGUCUCAAGGGCUGUCAUAUGGAGAAUGGAGCAAGUUUGUUUUCUUCUGUUCCAGAGGGUAGGAAGCAAUGGAUUCAAAGGAGAGGAAAGGUGAUUCUGACAUAAUAUUAGGAAGAUCUUUCUGAUGGUAAGAGCUGUUCAACAGUGGAAUGGACUUCCUCAGAAGGUGGUGGGCCAUCUUUCACUCAAGACUUUUAAGCUGAGGUUGGGGGGGGGUCAUCUGCCAGGGGUUCUUAAUUGUGAUUCCUACCUGGGGCUCCUACUGCCAGAAAGUUCUUCCUAAUAGUUAGUUGGAAUCUCCUGCCUUGCAAUUUGAAUCCUUAGUUUGAGCCCCACCUGGAAUAAUGACAGCUUACAGACAGUGAGAAGAAACUGGUUUUUUAAAAUAUAUAUACUGUAUUUUUCGCUCUAUAAGACGCACCAGACCAUAAGACGGACCUGAUUUUUGGAGGAGGAAAACAAGAAAAAAAAAUUCUGAAUCUCAGAAGCCAGAACAACAAGAGGGAUCGCUGCGCAGCGAAAGCAGUGAUCCCUCUUGCUGUUCUGGCAUCUGGGAUAGCUGCGCAGCCUGCAUUCACUCCAUAAGACGCACACACAUUUCCCCUUACUUUUUAGGAGGGAAAAAGUGAGUCUUAUAGAGCAAAAAAUAAGGGUAUAUACAUACAUACACACACAUACACACACACAUAUAUAAUUGAAUUAUUAUGCAAAUACAAAUGAAACAAAGUAUACAAACAUUUCAACUGAAUACAAAAAAGGGGGAAGAAAAGAAACAGAAAAAAGAAAAAGAAAAAAGAAAACAUAAUAAUAAAUAAAAAUAAAUUUUUAUUUAUACCCGCCCUUCCUGGUUCAGAAAACUGGGCUCAGGGCGGCUAACAACAAAUUUAAAACACUUAAUUGAUGCAACAAAAAACGCAACACAAAAAGUAAGAACAUAAGUAUAGUACAAGCUAACUAUAAUAGACAUCCCAUAAUGUCAUUUCUCUACCGAGAUGCUGACCCUUCUGGGGUGGAUCACUUUUUUAUUAUACUGUUGGUUUUUUUACUUCCAUUGACCUCGCGGUGGUUCAUUUCCUAUAGCUAGAACAAUUUCUCUGUAUUUCAAUAUAUUCCUCAUCUUGGUACAAGGAGACAUUUUCCCAAGCUUACAGGUUUAUUCUAAACACAACCAAAUCUUGGUUGUUGAACCUUGACUCCAAUAUGUAGGUAUUUAGGCAGCCCCAUUACUUCUGGACUAUUUAUUUGGCUUGUUCCUUAAGGCUUCCGUCAACUUAGCGAGUUCCAAGUCCUCACUCAGCUUUUGUAGCCCUUCUUCUCUAGUUGGUAUAUGGUCAGCCUUCCAGUGCUUUGUUGUUGUUUAGUCAUGUCCGACUCUUUGUGACCCCCUGGACCAGAGCACGCCAGGCCCUCCUGUCUUCCACUGCCUCCUGCAGUUUGGUCAAACUCAUGUUGGUAGCUUUGAGAACACUGUACUGUCCCACCAUCUCGUCCUCUGUUGUCCCCUUCUCCUUGUGCCCUCCAUCUUUCCCAACAUCAGGGUCUUUUCCAGGGAGUCUUCUCUUCUCAUGAGGUGGCCAAAGUCUUGGAGCCUCAGCUUCAGGAUCUGUCCUUCCAGUGAGCACUCAGGGCUGAUUUCCUUAAGAAUGGAGAGGUUGGAUCUUCUUGUAGUCCAUGGGACUCUCAAGAGUCUCCUCCAGCACCAUAAUUCAAAAGCAUCCAUUCUUUGGCGAUCAGUCUUCUUUGUGUUCCAGCUCUCACUUCCAUACAUCACUACUGGGAAAACCAUACCUUUAACUAUAUGGACCUUUGUUGGCAAGGUGAUGUCUCUGCUUUUUAAGAUGCUGCCUAGGUUUGUCAUUGCUUUUCUCCCAAGAAGCAGGCGUCUUUUAAUUUCAUGACAGCUGUCCAGUGCUUAGCAAGUUAGUAGUGAAAAGAAACUGUUAAAUCCUUGUUGGGUGGGGGGAAUGUUGUAAAAACAGAGCCAGGAGAUCUUCUGAUGAUUGAAGAUAUUUGCUGAUGUGUUUACAGCCUUGAUGCUUCCUCUGUGCCUGGGAUUGCUCUGUCUGAUAAGGUUGUUGCUAAGUUACCCGGUUGCAGCUCCGCUUGCUAUGUGACUUAAUGUCUACUUGUGUGUAAAGCUAAGGUGAGGGCAGGCCUCUGUGCAGUUGAGGGGCCUAACAAUUUAACCCCUGUGUUGCAAACAAUAGUCAGUAAUAUCCAAGGCAUAUUAUAUACUUAUACAUUUUCAUUCACCAUAUAGAUGAGUUGUGAAGCAUUUCUGUAUCCUUCUGCUGUGCUGAAGAAGAAUUCCACGAAACAGUGGGUAUAUCCAGAAUCACUGUUCACAACGUCUGUUUGCGAACUACUUCGGCAUCGUCGGACGCCAUAAACAAAGCUUUACAGCCUGUUUUUGCCAGAUAAAAAUCUGAUACAUUGCUUCUUUCAGAGACUUGCAUAGUCUUCAAAGACUUUCCGAGACUUAUAAGACUUAUGUUUAUUUGGUUUUAUGUUUUCAAGAGAAUCCAUUAAGAGAGCUUAUUUUGUGACUUUCAGGGAUUCCUAAGUUUUCUGUUUAUGUGAUUUCAUAUAUUUCAUAUUAUAUAAAGAGUAUAUAUUGAUAUCAUAUCAUUGAAUUUGGUCAUCGUGUUGCCUUGGAUAUUACCAACUAGUUUAUAGGCCUGGCGACUCUGCUUUUUGUGGGUUCUGACCUAGCAAAACGGUCUCCAGCAUCACAGCCGGUGUGGUUCACUGAAGGAAACCAGUUGCAAUCCCCUCUCCUCUCCUGCUUCUUGCAGAUCCUCCAGCAGUGGAGCCGACCUUCCUGGAGAUCCGUCAGGGCCAAGGCCGAAGUGUCACCAUGACCUGCCGUGUUCUGAGGGCUUACCCCACCCGCGUCUUGACCUUCGAGUGGCGGCUGGGCAACAAACUCCUUCGGACGGGGCAGUUUGACGCCCAGGACUCCACCGAGUACACGAUCCGGAGCCUUUCCAGAGACAGCUAUGGGAUUUACAACUGCAACAUCAUCAACGAGGCGGGGGCCGGGAGAUGUACCUUUCUAGUGACAGGUAGGCUUCCCCCGUACUGCUCCGUCUAGGGCUGGCAGGCCAGGAUGGGGCAGGGGACAAAGGCUUUGCCCCCACAACCCCACUUCCAGGAUUGCCAUGAUGCCAAGGCUGCAGUGCGCACUCCAGCGCAUGAAAAUGCAGAACAGGUGCCUUCUCUCUUGGGUGCAAAAGAUGAGCCACCUCCCUCCAUUGCUGAUCAAUGUGGGCAGGCAGUGGUCACUUUGUGAUGGAGGAAAAGCAGUGUGUGCGCGCAUUGAGAGCAUGUUGUAGUAAUUGUGUGUAGAGGUGUGUGUGUGUGUGUGUGUGUGUGUGAUAGAGAGAGAGAGAGAGACUCCAAAUGUCCCUAUUUUCCAGGAACAGUCCCGGAUUUACAGGAGCUGUCCCGGUUUCUGAUUUGAUCCUAGAAUGAUCUGAUUAUUAUUAUUAUUAUUAUUAUUAUUAUUAUUAUUAUUAUUUUAUUAUUACUAUUAGAAUUUGUAUACCACCUUUUACCUGGAGGUCUCAGGGUGGUUCACAGAAAAGAUCACAAUAUAUAAAAUCAAAAUAAAAACAAUAAGCCAAUAAUACCCCUCCCCUCCCAAAGAGCCACAUUUUAAAAGGGUAUAGGACGUCAAUCAGGUCAGGCAAAGGCCUGGUUAAAAAGGAAUGUUUUUGCCUGGCGCCUAAAGGUGUAUAAUGAAGGCGCCAAGCGAACUUCUCUGGGGCAGCAUUCCAUAGACAGGGAGCCACUGCAGAGAAGGCCCCGUUUUCGUGUUGCCACCCUCCGGACCUCUUGAGGAGAGGGCACAGAAGAUGAUCUCAGGGUCCGGGUAGGUUCAUAUCGAAAAGGGUGGUCCUUGAGGUAUUGCAGUCCUGAGCCGUUCUUUAGGACAUCCCUAUUUUCACUGGAGAAAUGUUGGAAGGCAUCCUGCAUGUGUGUAUAGGAAGGACUUGCGCAUUUAGGAUGCAAUUUAGACAAAUUUGUGGGUGGGAAGGAUAAAUAAAAGAAAAAAAGGUAAAGGACCCCUGGAUGGUUAAGUCCAGUCAAAGGCGACUGUGGGGUUGCGGCGCUCAUCUCCCUUUCAGGCCGAGGGAGCCAGCGUUUGUCCACAGACAGCUUUCUAGGUCAUGUGGCCAGCAGGACUAAACCGCUACUAGCACAACGGGACACCGUGACGGAAACCAGAGUGCAUGGAAACGCCAUUUCCCUUCCCGCCGCAGUGGUCCCUAUUUAUCUACUUGUGCUGGCGUGCUUUCGAACUGCUAGGUUGGCAGGAGCUGGGACAGAGCAAUGGGAGCUCACUCCGUUGUGGGGAUUCGAACCACCAACCUUCUGAUCGGCAAGCCCAAGAGGUUCAGUGGUUUAGACCACAGCACCACCCGCAUCCCUUGGGUAAAGAGUAUUGAUUACUACCAUUGAGGUUGAAUCCUGACAAGACAGAAGUACCAUUCUUGGGGGACAGGAGGUGGGCUGGUGUGGAGGACUCCCUGGUCCUGAAUGAGGUAACUGUGCCCCUGAAGGACCUGGUGCACAACCUGGGAGUCAUUUUGGACUCUCAGCUGUCCAUGGAGGUGCAGGUCAAUUCUGUGUCCAGGGCAGCUGUCUACCAGCUCCAUCUGGUACGCAGGCUGAGACCCUCCCUGCCCGCAUUCUCUGGUUAUCUCCCGCUUGGACAACUGCAAUGCGCUCUAUGUGGGGCUACCUUUGAAGAUGACCCAGAAAUUGCAACUAAUCCAGAAUGCGGCAGCUAGACUGGUGACUGGGAGCGGCCGCCAGGACCACAUAACACUGGUCCUGAGAGAUCUGCAUUGGCUCCCAGUACGUUUCUGAGCACAAUUCAAAGUGUUGGUGCUGACCUUGAAAGCCCUAAAUGGCCUUGGUCCAGUAUACCCGAAGGAGCAUCUCCACCCCCAUCGUUCAGCCCAGACACUGAGUUCCAGGUCUGAGGGCCUUCUGGCGGUUCCCUCACUGUGAGAAGCCAAGUUACGGGGAACCAGGCAGAGGGCCUUCUUGGUGGUGGCACCCGCCCUGUGGAACGCCCUACCACCAGAUGUCAAAGAGAAGAACAACUACCUGACGUUUAGAAGACAUCUGAAGGCAGCCCUGUGUGACAUUUUGAUGUAUUUUUCAUCUUUGUUGGAAGCCGCCCAGAGUGGCUGGGGAGGCCCAGCCAGAUGGGUGGGGUACAAAUAAUAAAUUAUUAUUAUUAUUAUUACCUUUCAUGAGGCAACAAUGUUGGAGGCAACAUUUCUUCUGAAUGGCAGUUGCUGGAGACCCCAGGAGGGGAGGUUCCUUUUGUGUUUGCAUCCUCCUUGCUGGUUCCCCGCUGGCACGUGGUUGACCCCUGUGAGAGCAGGAUGCUGAGCUAGGUGGGCCAUGGGCCUGAUCCACCAGGCUCUUCUGAUAUGCCUUGGGGCAAGGAGAAGGAAUGUGCAGGAGGAAGCAGGCUUUGCAUCAUCUCUGGAUUGCUUGCCUUGCGCUCCUUUCAGUGAUCUGAAAGGAAUCCCUUUGACACGGUUGCUUUUGUGCUCAGCUCCACUGUGUUGUCGGAAGCCCAAAUUGCCGGUGCAGAGAGGAGCCUCGGGGACCAUUAACGUCCUUCCUGCUCACUGGCGAGUCCCUGUUUAAUAGCUCUGGCACUCAUUGCCCAACGAUUUGCCACCCAUUACGAGCAAGCGCAGCUCCAUCACUCUCCCCUGAGGUGUACAUUAGGCACUUGAUCAUCUUUCUUUCCUCUUCUCUCCGGUCUGCCUCGGACUGAAGACAGGCAGGAAGGACGGAGAGGCGUUUCAGGAGCCUGAUGCAACAGGGAGAUGCUCUGGGGCUCCACAAGGCCGACCAGCCGCUUGUUGCUCAGGCUAGACAGCAUCUUAAAAAGCAGAGACAUCACCUUGCCAACAAAGGUCUGUAUAGUUAAAGCUAUGGUUUUCCCAGUAGUGAUGUAUGGAAGUAAGAGCUGGACCAUAAAGAAGGCUGAUCGCCGAAGAAUUGAUUCUUUUGAAUUCUGGCACUGGAGGAGACUCUUGAGAGUCCCAUGGACUGCAAGAAGAGCAAAUCUCUCCAUUCUGAAGGAAAUCAGCCCUGAGUGCUCAGUGGAAGGACAGAUCCUGAAGCUGAGGCUCCAAGACUUUGGCUACCUCAUGAGAAGAGAAGACUCCCUGGAAAAGACCCUGAUGUUGGGAAAGAUGGAGGGCACAAGGAGAAGGGGACGACAGAGGAUGAGAUGGUGGGACAGUGUUCUCGAAGCUACCAGCAUGAGUUUGACCAAACUGCGGGAGGCAGUGGAAGACAGGAGUGCCUGGCGUGCUCUGGUCCAGGAGGUCACAAAGAGUCGGACAAGACUAAACGACUAAACAACAGGGAUGGAGGAAGUAUUCAGUUCCAUUUCCAUGGAAAAUCAAACUUACUUAACUUGCGCUUCCUGACACAAUAUACAGACUGAUGCACAAACGCCUCUGGAAAUUCGUUUUCUUCCAAAAGUUGCAGUCUUGUUCUCCAGACUAAUGUGUACAAGAAUGGAUUGAAAGGUGCAUUUUAAAAAUAGAUAUAUUGGUGAAAAUGGAUGGCAUUAGGGAUGCUUGCACAACAUUUAUCAUGAGGACUUUAAAAAAUAAGGAUCAUAAGCCGAUCUGAAAAUGCACAGAACCAAAUUUAAGAUUGGGGGGAAAUGAUAAACUGAGCUUGACAUAUUUUCCCAUUUUCACAGCGCUGGCAGGGUUGAAUCAGGGACCCGCUCCCUGUCUCUCAGCUCUUCCCUACAAAGAGAGGAGCAGGAUCGGGGCCCAUUACCUGCCGAUGCCUCAUUCUGCCUGUUGGCACCCACUGCAUCCAAGGCAGUAUGGAACCUCUCAUCAACAUGAUUUAUAGAUAGGCAGAGAAAAGUACACAAGGACAUGCAAAAUCCUUGGAUCACUCUUUGUCUUCUGUCUGGGAUUGAUUCCUGUCUUCAUGUUGCAAUGCUGGAUCUUAGGCUGAACACCUCACUUGGUUUUUUAUUGCAUUGCGAAAGAAAAAAGAAAAAGGAUAUUGCAAACCAUUGUGCGAAAUCUGGGCUCUUAUGAGAUAACUUGUAGAACAAGGUCUUUAAAACAUCACGAUUGUGCCCUCUGGCAGACAACUGUUUACAGAGUGGGCUCAGGAGGUUGCAAACAGUCUUGUGUUCAUGUUGAGUGUUUUGUUUUUAAACCAUAAGGGCCAUUUCCUGUCUGUGGUAGGGCUGAGAGGCUUCAGAACGUGAGAUCCUGCUGCAUUAGCCCAAUGGCCCCUCGAGUCACCUACCCUGUCCUCACUGGGGACGACCAAAUGCAUGGGGGAAACCUGCAAGUGGGAUUUGAGCACGAGAUAAUAAUAAUAAUAAUAAUAAUAAUAAUAAUAAUAAUAAUAAUAAUAUAUUAUUUAUACCCCACCCAUCUGAGCAGCUUCCAGCAAAAUAUUAAAAUACAAUACAGUGGUACCUCUGGUUGCAAACAGGAUCCGUUCCGGAAGCUCGUUUGCAACAUGAAAAGAGCGCAACCCGCAGCGGCGCAUCUGCGCAUGGGCGGGAUGAAAUUUGCCGCUUCUGCACAUGCGCGUGACGUCAUUUUGUGCGCCUGUUCAUACACGAACGGCGAAACCCGGAAAUAACCCUUUCCAGUACUUCCGGGUCAUCACUGGACGUAUCCUGAAAGAACAUAACAUGAAGCGGACGUAACAUGAAAUAUGACUAUAAUUCAUCAAAUAUUAAAAGCUUCCCUAAACAGGGCUGCCUUCAGAUGUCGUCUAAAAGUCAGGUAGUUCUUUAUCUCUUUGACAUCUGAUGGGAGGGCGGUCCACAGGGCGGGCACCACUACCAAGAAGGCCCUGUGCCUGGUUCCCUGCAACCUCACUUCUUGCAGGGAGGGAACCGCCAGAAGGCCCUUGGAGCUGGACCUCAUUGUCUCGGCUGAAUGAUGGGGGUGGAGACGCUCCUUCAGGUCUACUGGACUGAGGCCAUUUAGGUCUUUAAAGGUCAACACCAGCACUUUGAAUUGUGCUCAGAAACGUACUGGGAGCCAAUGUAGGUCUUUCAAGACUGGUGUUAUGUGGUCUCCCCUCCUGGGUUUUCCAGCAACCGGCAUUCAAAAGCAUCCCUACCUCCAACUGUGGAGUCAGAGCAGAGCCAUCCCGGCUGUAGCAGCCAAUAGUCUUUUCCUCCUCCACCAAUUUGCCUCCUUCUCUUUCAAAGCCAUCUAAGUGGGUGGCCAUCGCUGCCUCCUGGGGGAGCGAGUGCUGCUAGGCGCUGUGUGAAAAAGUGCUUUCUUUUAUCCGUCCGGAACCUUACAGCAAUCGGCUUCAAUGGAUUUCCACGAGUUCUCUUAUUACAACAGAGAAAACCCUUUCUGUAUCCACGUUCUCCACUCAGUGCAUGAUUUUUAUAAAGUGCCUCUUCCCUGGGCUUGUUUCUCCUUGGAAAAACCACAUUCAGAAGGCUUUUGAUAUAUCCUUAAACAAGUUGCCAACUUUGGGUUCAUCUACUUUUUUCUUUGGGUAUCUUUCUUUUCUUCUGAGGCCCCUUGCUGUACAGUGGUACCUCAGGUUACAUACGCUUCAGGUUAUAGACGCUAACCCAGCAAUAGUGCUUCAGGUUAAGAACUUUGCUUCAGGAUGAGAACAGAAAUCGUGCUCUGGUGGCGCGGCGGCAGCUGGAGGCCCCAUUAGCUAAAGUGGUGCUUCAGGUUAAGAACAGUUUCAGGUUAAGUACGGACCUCGGGAACGAAUUAAGUACUUAACCUGAGAUACCACUGUAUUUAUUUUUGCAGAAGGACCAAAGUUCAGUGGGAAAGUGUUCAUUUUCAAUGCAAAUUGUUGCAUUUGCAACCUUCAGGUUUUUAGAAGAAAGGUCCAAACAAGACAGCGUUAGAUAAGGGGAAGGGCCACAGACCGUUAAACUAUAAAGCACCUGAUUUGCAUGAAGAAGGUUUCAGGUUCCAUGCCGGGGGCUUGCAACAUUCUCUUUCUGGAACCCCCUGGGCAGCUGGUACCCUCAAGUCCACUGAGUACCUCAGAGACAUCCACUGUAAAUGAUGGCACUGAAUUGAAUGUGUUUCCUUGUGGGGCCAUGAGAACAAAUCCCAUGUAAUUCUCUCCUGCCUGCCCUGGCCUUCCUGCAAAGGGAGAUUUGAUUAUCAGACUGACUCUUAGUUAUUAGCUUCCGCUUUUAAGUCCAAAUGAAAGUUGGAGGCUAUAAACCAGCAGAGUAAAUUAUAAGUUUCCAUAGGAGCCUUAAGGACGGUUCCUGCGAUGUUUAAACCUCCUGCAAGGACAGGGAGAACAGAAGUCUCUUUUUCCCUAGCUGUGCCGUUCAGGGUGGCCGUUUCAGAGUCCUGCAGGCCACGUAUCUGCUUCCUCUUUGAAGCUCUGACCCUCCAACAGGCAAAGUUCAAACCAAGCCAUCCCUCACCUUUGAUGCUCUGAGGCUCUGGUUCAAUUCACACAGCCAGUUUAACACAUCAGAGCUCUCACGACGUGACCUUUUGGGUCCGGCUGAGUCACCCGGCAAAUGUUCUGUGAUGUCUUGGGCACCAUGUCGGGACCUUCAUGUGCCACCUCCUCAUUCAGUCGGCAGUUCGGAGAGCCAGCCUAUGCAAAGAGAUCAACGUUCUUCCCGGAGUUUGCCUGGCUUUUGAGUUUAUGAGAAACGACGGUAAAUGGGGACAUGGUAGAAGAUAAUGAGUUGGAAGGGCCCUCUAGUCCAGGGGUCAGCAAACUUACCAUGCCUUGGGCCAGUGUCUCCAGCACCGCUUGCAUGGCGGGCAGGAGGGUGGGGGAGCGUGUGCCCAUACACGUGCGCACACACUAUUUCUGGCGCACUUCUGGGUCGGAGGAGCACCAGAAAUAGCUUGGGCGCAUGUGUACAGGCCUCCUCCGACCCAGAUGUGCACCGCAAAUAAUACUUGUGCAUGCGCAAAUAACUCUUGCACAUGCGCACAAGCUAUUUCUGGUGCUCCUCCGACCCGGACGUGGGCAGCCGUGCCGUGCAGCACCGGUAAGAGUGGGUGGCAGCAGCAAGUGGCGGGGGUUGCUGCGGGCUAGAUAAACGAGUCCCUCGGGCCUUAUCCGGCCCAUGAGCCUUAGUUUGGGGACCUCUGCUCUAGUCCAACCCCCCUGCAAUGCAGAAAUCUCGGCUAAAGCAUCCCUGACAGGUGGUUCAUCCAACCUCUGCUUAAAAACCUCCAAGGAAGGAGAGUCCACCAUCCCUCCUGGGAGUCCGUUCCACUGCUGAACAGCUCUUACUGUCAGAAAGUGUUUCCAAAUGUUUAGUCGGAAUCUCCUUUCUUGCAACUUUGAGCCAUUGGUUCGGGUCCUCCGUGUCGGGGGUUCCGUACGACCGAAAUGCCUCUCCUCCUCCAGUUGUGUCUUCGGAAUCCAUCUAGGCUCUACUCCGACGAUGAUUAAUGACCUAAGCCUUUGAUGAGGCUUAGGCACGCUCCCCCAUUACGCAGAGUAUCCAAAUAGCAGAAGGAGCCGGGAAAUGUGUGCUACAUUGCUACGUUUAUUCCUAACUAUGCAGGACAGAAAAGAAUAUGCGACUGCUCUCUCUGUGAGAGAGAGAAGAAAAGGCACAAAGAAACAGGAAACCAGUAACAUCAACAUCCAUCUCCCGUGAGACUUCCAGCAGUCUGGAAUGUCUGGAAUGUCAAUAGAGUCUUGUGACUCCAAAAACUGCACAGUGGCAUAACAGAAAUCUAACACUCCCCUCCAGAGCAGGAGAAAACAUACCCAGCUCUUUCAACCAUUCCUCAUAUGGCUUAGUUUCCAGAUCCUUGACCCUCUUGGUCCUCCUCCUCUGCACACCUUCCAGCUUGUCCACAUCCUUCUUAAAUUGUGGUGCCCAGAACUGGACACGGUAUUCCAGGUGUGGUCUGACCAAGGUUGAACAGAGUGGUACUAUGACUUCCCUUCAGAGCCGGACCACGCAUGAGGCAGGCUGAGGCAACCGCUGCCUCGGGCAGCAGAAUACCAUAGGGUGGCACCCAUUUGAGUGCCCUGCCUGCCAUGCUACCACCACCAGUUGUGGAGAAGCAGAGCCUGAAGUGGUGCCGGUUUCUGGUGAGACCUCACCAAAAUCUCGCCAGAUCUCACAGGAACCAACUACUGCUUCACGAGUACUACCACACAACCCAGGUGAAAGUGUCUGUGCCAGUGGGGCAACGCCAUCCCUGCUUCACUUGAUCUGGACGUGACACUUCAAUUGAUGCAACCUACAAUGGGAUUAUUUAUUUUUAUGCUGCUGGAUCGCAACCUUCCACCUCAAUCCCAAUCUACCAUGUCUAGUUUAGGAAAUGGGCAGACAUGUGCCAGGGUUUCAUAUUUAAUCCUGAGCCGCCACGCCACAAUUCUGACUUCAGAGGGCAUCCCAGAAUAGAUAAGGAGAGGGUCUAUAGACAUAUCAAACCAAACCCACGAGGAGCCAAACUCGAAAGGGGUCUUUUGUGGGUUCAGGAAAGCACAAUAUGGCAGCAAGGAGAUGUCUAAUUAUUUUGCAACAGACACAGCCUGACCAAACUACAGUCUGCAGGAAUAACUAAAGGCUGUUCAUUAAACCACAGACUAUUUAAUACUGCCGGUUCCUUUAUUUUUCAGUUAUUAAAGCACUUGAUCCAUCAAUGACCCCCACACACCCACGAGCUCCAGUUUAAACAGAAACACACCUGUAUCUCUCCUUUCACUUCCAUCAUCACACUGACCUCGCCGCCGCCGCCAAAUGUCAGGGCAGGAUUAAGCCCACCCUGUACAUUUCCUCCCACAGCCAAAACUCUGUUUUAAGUGUUCAAAGCUUCCAGUAAAUUAGUGCUGUGGGUCUUUUCAAAGACGCUUUGUCACGUCUAUUUGACGCAGCCGACACGCUGAUUAUAGGGCUUUGUGUCUGCGCAAGGUAAAUCAGAAACGUGAGCCUGGCAGGCUGCCUCUCCGUCACAGGAGGCUCAGGACGGUAAUUAAUUUUUGCAUGGUCUGAAUGGACUGGGCUCCAAAUCCCAGUGGCUCAUAAACUGUAAAGGUGCUCCACAUGGCCUCUGAGCCUCGCAGGAACAUUGUUCAGCUGUGGAGCUCCAUCCAUCUCUUGAGAGAAGGUGGUCGGAUGCCUGGGAGAUAGAAUCAUUGAACUGCAGGGCUGGAAGGGACCCCAGAGUCAUCUAGUCCAACCCCCCGCAAUGCAGGAGUUGCAAGUGAAGAAUCCCCAACUGGUGGCCAUCAUACCUCCAAGGAACGAGAGUCCAUCACCAUCUGAGGGAGACUGUUCCACGGUGGAACAGCUCUUGCUGUCAGAAAGUUCUUCCUGAUGUUUAGUCAAAAACUCCUUUCUUGUAAUUUGAAGCCAUGGGUUCGAGUCCUACCGUCCAGAGCAGGAGAGAACAAGCUUGCUUCCUCUUCCAUGUGACAGCUUUUAAGAUAUUUGGAUAGAUGGCUAUGUUGUCACCUCCCCAUCUUCUCCAAGGUCAGAGGGCUUUUUCUUCUUUGGCGAUCACUUGUAGCCGAGUAAGAUUGUCUCCCAUGAACACGGUUUUAACAGUGAGUCCGUAAGUGACUGUGGAGGCCAAUUCUGGAUCCACACGUCCUUUCACAGUGGGGACAUUAGUUUCCAUCCCGGUUGAUCCCGGUGUGGAUUUGUCAAGCGUACCUUCCUCUUAGCACGUUUCUCCCUUGCGUCCUGAGUUUGAGUGUCUUCAAAGCCCAGGACACCUUUGGUAAAGGCUGUUCUCCAACUGGAGCACUCGCAGGCCAGUGUUUCCCAGUUGUUGAUGUUGAUACUACAUUUUUAAAGAUCUGCUUUGAGAGAGUCUUUAAACCUCUUUUGUUGACCACCAGCAUUACGCUUUCCAUUUUUAAGUUCGGAAUAGACAAUCAUCAGGCAUCUGCACAACAUGACCAGUUGGCUUGUUGCAGGAAAUGUACAGAGCGUCAUAGAACUGUGGAGUUGGAAGGAACCAAAACGGUCAUCUAGUCCAACCCCCGCCAUGCAAUGCGAUGCACCCUCUGAUAUUCACACUUCUCUGAAUUGCACGGUGCAGUUCUCCAGCCAAGGAAUGGGUAUGGAAAUGGAUAUCCUAGAGUAAAUGUUUCUCUCUGUGUAUAUAGAAAUAUGUUUUAUUGGGGCAAAUUGCUUUGCAGAAAAAAAUUAAAAAAUGGAUCUAUUAACCAAAGCUGCCUAGAAAAUGUAUUUAUCAGCAGAAAUUCUCAUUGUAAUGCUGAUGAAUUUUCAUGAGGAUUUAUAGAAAUAGUAAUUGCCAAGUUGCUGCAGGAAUGCGGGACCGCCUGUCCUGGUCUGCACCGCGGAGGACCUUAAGGUCCACAAAUCACAACACUUUGGAGGUUCCAGGUCGCAAGGUGGUUAGAUUGGUCUCAUCUAGGGCCAGGGCCUUUUCAGUACUGGCCCCAACUUGGUGGAACGCUCUGUCACAAGAGACCAGGGCCCUGCGGGACUUGACAUCUUUCCUCAGGGCCUGCAAGACAGAGCAGUUCCGCCUGGCCUUUGGUUUGGACCAUUAUGUUUCCCUCCCCUUAUGGUUUUGAUCUAUGGGCUGCUGUAAGGAUAUCAGGGGGUUGCUUGAGAGCAAUCAGGCAAAUGCCUCCCUGGUCGGCUGUAAAGCCUUGCUAUUGGUGGCAAUAAACCCUUCACCAUGCAGAACGCCACUCUUCCGUGGCUCCCUCAUUCACUGGCAGAGUCUGAGAGUGGGCGUUCCAUAAACCUUCCCCAGCAGAGUAGUUUCUUGACGCCCAAUCUGCGCCUCCCCACUCUGCGCGGAAGCCUACUGCGCAGGGAGGGCGUGGGUAACGGAGGACCUCUCUCCUCCCUGCUUUGCCCAGGCAAGGUGUCCUGGCACCGCCUCGCCUCCUCCGAGUCCUGAAGCUCCUCUCCGCUGGAGGCGUGGCUACUCUCCUCCGCUGAGGAGGUGCUGCUUCCCACGAUCUUUGGGGGCUCUCUGUAAUCCAUCCGGCUUUUCCCCUCUCCCCCCUUAGCCGAUGGCAGUUCCCUGACAGCUACUUUUAAAAUGAAGCUGCAUUUUAAAUUGCAUUUUGACCUGGGUUGCUCUGGCCAGGGAGGGCGGGGUAUAAAUAAAAAUUAUUAUUAUUGUUGUUGUUGUUGUUGGAAUGGGAAGAUUGAGAGAAUCUGAAAUUAACAGAUCUGUCCCUGGUCUCUAGGAUAAGCCAGUGACACACCUUUUUUAGCAAUGGGAGGAUGAAGCUGGAGUUGGGGAAACAAGAUUGCUGGGGUUGGACUAGAUGACCUCUGGAGGUCAUCUUCAGUUCUUUGAUUCUGUGCUGCAGGAAAGGCAGAUGAGUCCCUGCUCUUUCCCUCUUCAUCCAGCAGGGGUCACGUUUGCUUAGUUUUGGCACGGAAGGUUCUGUGGACUUUCUGUUAUCUGGGAAAAGGAAAGAGAGGAACAUCGAAGAAACUCACUCCACUUCUUAGGAUUGCGCCUGCUCCAGAGAUCCCACUGUGCCCAUCUUAAGUUCCAUAAUUGUGUAAUUAAUGGAAGCAGCAAAAAGGGAGAGAGGAUCAGUUGGUGCAGGAAAGUGGGGAGUGACUUGCCAUGUGAAGAAUGGUCUCCUCCAACAGACCCCGGCUGCUUGAAGAUGUGAAAAUCACCCUUUGUGUAUCUAAUUCAAAUGACAGCAUGCCUUCCCCGUUGCACAGAGAGAGGAGCAGAAUUUGCAUCUGCAUUUAUUAUCAGCUCUUCAUAAAAUAUAUAUUGCAUAAUAAAGGCCAAGCGGGUAAUACAAAGCAUCUUUCAGGCUGGCUGCAGCCGGCCGUAACUCGCAGGGUAAAUAUACAGCUUUGUUUAGGAUUUAUAAACCACAGGCCUCGUAAGGAGAGGAACCAAAACUUGCGAGGGGGUCAGCGAAUUCGCCCCCCACCCAUCUUCAGAAUUGCAGUUUGAGGAACAGCCAGGGCCCUAAACCCCACAAGGAGCGUCCAGGAGGCUCGUGGAGUCAUGGAGUUGGAAGGGACCCCCAAAGGUCAUCCAGCCCAGCCCCUGCAGUGCGUGAAUCACAGCUAAAGCAUUCCUGACAAGCUCCCUGUGCACCUGGGUCAGGUGAUGCACUGGAAACCAAACACCUGAAACAGUUGUGUAAUGAAGCUUGAGGAUGGACCUACAUAAGAAGCUAAGAAGAUCCUGCAGGAUGAGGCCAAUGGCUCAUCUAAUCCAACACUUUUCUCCCAGGGGCCAGCCAGAUGCCCCCAAUGCGAAACCUGAAAGCAGAACGUGAGCACCAGAGCGCUCCCCACCCUCCUGUGGUCACCAGUAACUGGUAUUCAGAAGCAAAGAAGAAGAAGAAGAAGAGGAGGAGGAGGAGGAGGAGUUUGGAUUUGAUAUCCCGCUUUAUCACUAUCCGAAGGAGUCUCAAAGCGGCUAACAUUCUCCUUUCCCUUCCUUCCCCACAACAAACACUCUGUGAGGUGAGUGGGGCUGAGAGACUUCAGAGAAGUAUGACUAGCCCAAGGUCACCCAGCAGCUGCAUGUGGAGGAGCGGAGACGUGAACCUGGUUCACCAGAUUACAAGUCUACCGCUCUUAACCACUACACCACACUGGCUCUCAGAACUAUGUGAGUUUCCGACAUAGAGAACAGGAUAUUGGAGUCGAUGGGCUCUGGUCUGAUCUAUCACACUCCUCUUGGGAUCUUGUGCUCUUAGUGGCGAUCCCAAAAGGAGCAAAUUCUUGAGCAAAACUGUCCUCCCCACAGACGGCCAUCUGUGAUCAUCUGUGAUUCCUACUGCAGUUUGAUGUGACUGGAUACAUAAAAACUUUUUUUGGAAAUGAAACAUUCUCCAGACCCAUUAGGUAUUAUUCAAAACUUCACUUGCAGAACUUUCUUCAAAAUGAUACAGAAACAUCAAAUGAUGCAUCCACAGGACAUAUGCCAGUCUGAGGAAUAAACUCAGCAUCUUACAACAAAUGAACUAAUUCCAACAGUCCUAGAAGCAGAGGCCUGUCUCUCCCCACAAUCUGCACUCCAGCCUGAGGCUGUUUUCCUGGAGAGCUGCCUUUCUUCCAUGGAGUCUGAGAACAAAGACUCCAGCCACCCCCUUUCCAGGAUGGCGGAUUUGCAAUUCAAUACCUCUCAUGUGAUCUAAGGUUAAACACUCACGCGUUGGCUAGCAGAAAACAAUCAUUAAUUAUCCACUCAGUUAAAGCUCAGAGUCCCUUAGAGUUAAACCCUUUCACCCCUACCACUGGCAUUCCCAUUUCAGUGAAUAUUAAACAAUUAUGCUUAACAAUUGCUUCAUUGCAGAGGGAGGGGGGAAAGUUGAACUUUGGGACCCCCUCCCAACUCUGCAGCCCUUUUUAUUUUCUUUACAAACUUUGUUGUUGUUGUUUAAAAAACAAACCAUCCCCAAUUACUGCCACCCAGUUCUACGAUAUGACGCUGCGAUCUCUUCCUCCGAGAAUGUGGAUGAAUGCAAAAAUGCUCUUUCUUCCCUGAGCCAUUUAAGAAAGGGAAGUGUAAACAGUUGUGUCUGCUUUCCCUGCCUCGAAUUCUUUGCCAAAUUGGUAAUUAUGAGAAUGAGGCUUUGAGACUUGAUGCGCCUGAUCUUUCCGGGGGAGAGGAAAUGCUUCCCCGCCAUCUGCCGGAGCGCCGUUCCCCAGUUCAUUUCCUCCACCGCACCCUGACAGACUAAUCGCUGUGUCUCCCUGUCUCUCUCUGUGUGUGUAUUUAUGGAAAACGCAGAGAGUGCUAAACGAACACACAACAUAUCCAUUAAGGCCUUUGGGAUGUGGCCUGGGUUUCUGGAACCCCUGGAAGGCUAUAGCUCCGUGGCAGAACAUCUGCUUUGUUUUUUUUAAAAAAAAAAAAAUAAUAUUUAUUAUUUUUCCAAAAACACUAAAAGAAAAAAGAAAAAAAACCAAUACAAUACAACACAUCAAAUUAACAAAACAAGACUAAGACAAUAAGAUAAAUCAACCAAUUUCAUUAUCCCAUCUUUCAUUCACUUAUUUCCACGACCUCCUCACACCUCCCUUUUUGUAUUCCACUUCUGUUAAUUAUUUCAGCAAUUCCUUUCCAUCCUCCUCUGUUUUCUAUCCUAUAAUUAUCUUAACUCAUUCUAACCUUAUUUUUUCCCUUUAAUACUCUAUUAACCUAUCUGUACUUAAUUCCUUAUAAUAUUUCUACUAAAGCCAUAUAACUUCAUUUCAACAUUUUUCUAACAUUCAUUAAUUUUACAAUAUUUCUGUAGAUAAUCUUUAAACUUUUUCCAGUCUUCUUCCACCAACUCUUCUCCCUGGUCUCGGAUUCUGCCAGUCAUUUCCGCCAGUUCCAUGUAGUCCAUCAACUUCAUCUGCCAUUCUUCCCGGGUGGGCAAAUCUUGUGUCUUCCAAUACUUCGCGAUGAGUAUUCUUGCUGCUGUUGUUGCGUACAUAAAAAAGGUUCUAUCCUUCUUUGGCACCAUUUGGCCGACCAUGCCUAGGAGAAAGGCCUCUGGUUUCUUCAAGAAGGUAUAUUUAAAUACCUUUUCCAUUUCAUUAUAAAUCAUCUCCCAGAAUGUCUUAAUCCUUGGGCACGUCCACCAAAGGUGAAAGAAUGUGCCUUCAGUCUCAUUGCAUUUCCAACAUUUAUUGUCAGGCAUAUGAUAAUUUUUUGCAAGCUUGACUGGUGUCAUGUACCACCUAUAAAUCAUUUUCAUUAAGUUUUCUCUUAGGGCAUUACAUGCCGUAAAUUUCAUACCUGUGGUCCAUAACUGUUCCCAGUCAGCCAUCAUUAUAUUAUGUCCAACAUCUUGUGCCCAUUUAAUCAUAGCUGAUUUCACUGUUUCAUCCUGAGUGUACCAUUUCAACAGCAAGUUAUACAUUUUUGACAAAUUCUUGAUUUUGGAAUCUAACAAUUCUGUUUCCAAUUUUGAUUUUUCCACCUGGAAACCAACUUUUUUGUCCAAAUUAUAUGCCUCCAUUAUUUGAUAAUAAUGGAGCCAAUCUCGCACUCUAUUUUUCAAUUUUUCAAAGCUCUGCAAUUUUAGUCUGUCUCCUCUUGUUCCAGAAUUUCCUAAUAUUUCGGCCAUUUGGCCUCCAUAUUGAGUUUUUCUGUGCCUUCGCUUCCAUUGGUGACAACCAUCUUGGGGUUUUCUUUUCUAACAAAUCUUUAUAUCUUAUCCAUACAUUAAACAAUGCUUUUCUGACAAUAUGAUUUUUAAACGCUUUAUGUGCUUUAACCUUGUCAUACCACAGAUAUGCAUGCCAACCAAAUACAUUAUUGAAACCUUCUAGAUCCAACACAUCAGUGUUUUCAAGUAGCAGCCAUUCUCUCAGCCAACAAAAAGCAGCUGAUUCAUAAUAGAGUUUUAGGUCUGGCAGGGCAAAUCGACCUCUUUCUUUAGCAUCAGUUAAUAUCUUAAAUUUUAUUCGAGGCUUCUUGCCCUACCAAACAAAUCUGGAAAUAUCUUUCUGCCACUUCUUGAAACAAUCCAUCUUAUCCAAAAUUUGUAAUGUUUGAAACAAGAACAACAUCCUUGGCAGCACAUUCAUUUUUAUCACAGCAAUUCGGCCCAACAAUGAUAACUUCAAAUUUGACCAUAUUUCUAAGUCUUUUUUCACUUCAAUCCAACAUUUUUCAUAAUUAUCCUUAAAUAAAUUUACAUUUUUAGCAGUCAUAUUAACCCCUAAAUAUUUCACUUUCUUAACCAAUGUUAGUCCUGUCUCUUCCUGAAAUUUCUCUCGCUCAUUUACAGUUAAAUUUUUCUCUAAAACCUUAGUUUUCAUCUUAUUCAGCUUAAAACCUGCUACUUGCCCAAAUUCUUGAAUCAGUUCCAAUACCCUUUUUGUGCUAGAUUCUGGUUCCUGUAGGGUCAGAACAUCUGCUUUGAAUGCAGAUGGUCCUAGCGGCAUUUCCUAGUAGGGCUAAGAGCAUCUCCUGCCUCAACCCCCUGGAGGGAUGCUGCAAGACAGUGAAGGAUAUACUGAGCAAAAUGGACCAAUGGUUUGGCUCAUUAUAAGGUACUUUCUCACAUCCCCAAGAGGCUUACAUUUCAUGCUUUGUCAUCAUCAUCAUCAUCAUAUUUGUAUACAGUGGUACCUCGGGAUAAGUACUUUAUUUGUUCCGGAGGUCCGUUCUUAACCUGAAACUGUUCUUAACCUGAAGCACCACUUUAGCUAAUGGGGCCUCCUGCUGCCGCGGCGCCACCGCUGCAUGAUUUCUGUUCUCAUCCUGAAGCAAAGUUCUUAACCCGAGAUACUAUUUCUGGGUUAGUGGAGUCUGUAACCCAAGGUAGCACUGUACCAUCUUUCUAUCUUACAAUACUCAAGGCGGCUUACAAGCUGAAGAAAGAAAAAAUGUACACCUUAUAACACACUAAUGCAAUACAAAAAUGUGAUAAUAAAACAUAGCUUUAAAAUAAGCAACCUACAUCAAAAAACUAACAUUCAACAAUCAUUAGAAUAGUAUAAAAUAACAAUAUCAACAUAUAAAAGUUAAACAGAAAUCCACUCAACAGUUACAAUAAAUAAUUUCUAAACUAUAAUCAAUAAAACAACAGCAAGCCAUGGUAAAUAAAAUAAUACAAUACAAAUUGAGAAGCAGAGACUAGAGGGUAGGGCAAGGCAGAUGGAAGGAGGCCUUGCCUGACAAAGUCUCUCCCCUCACAGUUCUUCCUCCAGGACCAAAACAGGGAGCUGUGUUGCAAUAAGCCGGUUGAGACGCUUGGAUUUGCCAAGCGUGUCUUCCUCUUUGCACUUUCUCCCUCGCGUCCUGAGUUGAGUGUCUUCAAAGCCCAUGACACCUUUGGUCAAGGCUGUUCUCCAGUUGGAGCGCUCGCAGGCCAGUGGUUCCCAAUUGUUGGUGUUAAUACUACAUUUUUUAAAGAUUUGCCUUGAUAGAGUCUUUAAACCUCUUUUGUUGACCACCAGCAUUAUGCUUUCCAUUUUAAAGUUCAGAAUAGACAAUCAUCAGGCAUCUGCACAACAUGACCAGUCCAAUGAAGUUGAUGUUGAAGAAUCAUUGCUUCACCACGGGCGAUCUUUGCUUCUUCAGUACACUGGCAUUAGUUUGCCUGUCUUCCCAAGUGAUGUGUAAAAAUUUUUGGAGACACCAUUGAUGGAAUCUCCCUUGCAUCCUGAGUUCGAAUGUCUUCAAAGCCCAGGACACCUUUGGUCAAGGCUGUUCUCCAACUGGAGCGCUUGCAGGCCAGUGUUUCCCAGUUGUCAGUGUUUAUACUACAUUUUUUAAGAUUUGCCUUGAGAGAGUCUUUAAACCUCUUUUGUUGACCACCAGCAUUAUGCUUUCCAUUUUAAAGUUCAGAAUAGAGUAGUUGCUUUGGAAGACGAUCAUCAGGCAUCCACAGAACAUGACCAGGCGAACGAAGUUGAUGUUGAAGAAUUGUUGCAGCAAUGAUUCAUUGGAAGUCCACAAUUUCCAGCUCUCUCUCACUGCCUCCCUCCCUCCCACACACACACUUGUGUUGCUUUGAGUUCAGCAGCGCAAUCUCUGUUCCGUAUUGAUCCUCCUGCUCACGGGGCAGGAGAAACCUCUUUGAACUCGAGAGAUCCUGCGCUUUCUUCCCCUGCUCUUUGGAAGCGCCAGGCUUGCAGUCGAUAACAAAUGCCGUGGAGAUGGAAGGUGCUUUGCGAGUGGAAUUUUAACUGAAAUUCUCCUGGCUGGGCUGACAGGCGCCCCAGAGCAUCUCCUUUCAAGGCAGAGGCCAGCUCUGUUGGGGAUCACAACCUAAAAGGGACCACGAAUUCCAUUUCCUGUGGGAGAAAAUAUCCUACACUCCACUAAUAUUGAUACAUGUCACAAUUCAGGGCAACGUUGUUAUUUGCUUAAAUGUGUUUAAAGGGCUCGUUCAGACGUUUAUUGUUCAUUGAUUUAUUCAAAGGCCGCUUAUCUCCCUCUCUUUGCUCAGAAGGGCUCCUGGAGCAGCUUAUGUGUCAAGGAAUGCAACACGGUCCUUGCCCUCUGUCUAAAAUGACACGGCACAAAAGGAAACAGGGAUGGGGAGGGAAGAGGAAAACGAGCGAGCUGAGGCACCAAGCAUUAAGAUCAGCAAAUAAAACCCACUCCAUUUUAGAGUCAGAAUUGUAGAGUUGGAAGGGACCCUGAGGGUCAUCUGGUCAAACCCCCGCAAUGCAGCCUUUCUUUAUUAUGUCUUUUGUGUUGUUAUUUUGCAUUGUUAUGCUGUGAUUCGCCCUGUGGUCUUUGGAUGAAGGGCAGUAUAAAAACUGAAUAGAUAAAUAAAAUGUGGCAUGUACUCCGUAAUGAAAUGCAAGAGUCCCCAUCUAUAUUGGCAUUCUGCCGGCUCUGGAAGAGGCAUCUGGUACGCAGGCUGAAGAAGAAGAAGAAGAGUUUGGAUUUGAUAUCCCGCCUUUCACUCCCUUUAAGGAGUCUCAAAGCAGCUAACAUUCUCCUUUCUUCCUCCCCCACAACAAACACUCUGUGAGGUGAGUGGGGCUGAGAGACUUCAAAGAAGUGUGACUGGCCCAAGGUCACCCAGCAGCUGCAUGUGGAGGAGCGGAGACUCAAACCCGGUUCCCCAGAUUACAAGACUACUGCUCUUAACCACUACACCACACUGGCAGAGACCCUCCCUGCCCGAGCACUGUCUGGCCAGAGUGGUGCAUGCUCUAGUUAUCUCCCGCUUGGACUACUGCCAUGCGCUCUACGUGGGGCUACCUUUGAAGGUGACCCGGAAACUACAACUAAUCCAGAAUGCGGCAGCCAGACUGGUGACUGGGAGUGGCCACCGAGACCACAUAACACCGGUCCUGAAAGACCUACACUGGCUCCCAGUAUGUUUCCGAGCACAAUUCAAAGUGUUGGGGCUGACCUUUAAAGCCCUAAACUGCCUCAAAGGCCCAGGAUACCUGAAGGAGCGUCUCCAGCCCCAUCGUUCAGCCCAGACACUGAGGUCCAGCGCCGAGGACCUUCUGGCGGUUCCCUUGCUGCGAGAAGCGAGGUUACAGCAAGCCAGGCAGAGGGCCUUCUCGGUGGUGGCACCCGCGGAACGCCUGUGGAACGCCCUCCCACCAGAUGUCAAAGAGAAAAACAACUACCAGACUUUUAGGAGACAUCUGAAGGCAGCCCUGUUCAGGGAAGCUUUUAAUAUUUAAUGCUGUAUUGUUUUUAACACUCAAUUGGGAGCCACCCAGAGUAGCUGGGGAAACUCAGCCAAAUGGGCAGGGUAUAAAUAAUAAAUUAUUAUUAUUAUUAUUAUUAUUAUUAUUAUUAUUAUUAUCUGUUUACACCAUACACCAGCACACCUUCCAUCGUUCAACCUGAGCCUCUUGUUCUUAAUUGCUGUGGUGUGUUUUUUAAUGGGAUUGCUUUACUGUGUAUUUUAUUUAUGAAUGUUUAUAGUUUGAACUUCAUCUGUUAGAAAAACUCAUGGCAAUGACUACCGAUUAGUUUCCGGGACCAAUUCAAAGCGCUGGUUUUGACCUAUAAAGCCUUAAUUGGCCCAGGGCCACAAUACCUCAAGGACCACCUCUUCCCAUAUGAACCUACCCAGACCCUGAAAUCAUCUUCUGACACCCUCUUUCAUGUGCCUCCUCAUCGAGAGGUCCAGAGGGUGGCAACGCGAGAACGGGGCCUUUUCUGCAGUGGCUCCCCAUCUGUGGAAUGCUCUCCCCAGGGAAGUUUGCCUGGCGCCUAAAGGUGUAUAAUGAAGGUGUAUAAUGAAUGUUCCUUUUUAACCAGGCCUUUGGUUGAUUUGAUUGACAUCCAACACCCUUUUAGAAUGUGGCUUGGGGAGGCAGGGGGCCGGUCCACUGUCCCUCAGACAUUGUGGGGGCCAGACUAUAUUUUUUUGGGGGGGAAUGAAUGAAUUCCUAUGCCCCACAAAUAACCCAGAGAUGCAUUUUCAAUAAAAGCACACAUUCUACUGAUGUAAAAACACGCUGAUUCCUGGACCGUCCGCAGGCUGGAUUUAGAAGACGACUGGGCUGGAUCCAGCCCCUGGGCCUUAGUUUGGCUGCCCAUGAGAUUCUGAAACAGGGGUCAGCAACCUUUUUCAGCCCUAGGCUGGUCCACUGUCCCUCAGACUAUGUGGUGGGCCAGACUAUAUUUUGAAAAAAAUAAUGAACAAAUUCCUAUGCUCCACAAAUAACCCAGAGAUGCAUUUUAAAUAAAAGGACACAUUCUGCUCAUGUAAAAACACGCUGAUUCCCGGACCAUCCGUGGGCCGGAUUGAGAAGGCAAUUGGGCUGGAUCCGGUCCCCUGGGCCUUAGGUUGCCUACCCAUAAUCUAGAAACAUGAUGUGCCCACACUGUUUGUUUUCUUGCUGCUUUGGCAUCGCCUCCUCUCGCCUGACCCUCGUUCCUCUCUUCCCCGCAGGCAAAGCCUAUGCACCGGAGUUCUACUACGACACGUACAACCCGCUGUGGCAGAAUCGGGCCCGCGUCUACGCCUACAGCCUCGAGUGGACUCAGAUGAACCCAGACGCCGUGGACCGCAUCCUCACGUACCACCUGGGCAUCCGGCAGGUGAGAGUCUCAGGUGCUUCUUCCGAAGCAGGGCGAGGUGCCUUUUGCCCAACUCCAAUCUCAUCUCCUGUUUCAACUCACUUUUUGUCUCUGUCAAUUAGAAGUUUUUUUGGGGGGGCGACGUGCGAUGUACAAAAGAGGGUUUUCGAUGUGCAAAAUGAAUUUGCAGCUCUCUGGGAUGCAGAGCUGAACAGGAAGAUGAAAGACGUGGUCCCGGUUGAGGAUGGAGGGCUGCAGGAAUCUCAGCAAAAAAAAAAGGAGAGAUGUUUUGCAGCAGAGACAGACACCUGCGGUGUCAUCACAUCUGCUGCAUGAGCUUCACGUUGUGUUUUUUUCCCUGGUUGUUGAGGGUGUCGAGGGAAAGGCAAGAGGGGCACAGAACUCUGUCUAUGGAGCCCAACAUAUUUCAAAGGCAACUCUUUUGUCUACAAAGAUGGACAGUUGGUUGUGCCUGAAUCUUGUGGUGCAGUUUUCUGACCAAACGCUGUGCAUACAUUUAUUAGAGGAAAGCGUCCAUACAAAUAUCCAUUUCAGGGAAAAUAGCAUACCCAAACCCAUCAUUUUAGGGAUAAACUUGUGCUCAGAACGGCGUAGAUUUGGGGAAACCACAAAAACAAAACUGUAUAGAAGGAGAAGUCAGUGCUAAAAUGCUAAUGCAUUUUCACAAGGACUUUAAAAAUAAUCUGAAAGUGAUGUAGAAAGCUGGAUGGUCUUUAGGAAUUUAAUCACCCCACUUUGGCGAAAGUUGGCAUCCCUCCCUCCUCGUCGCAUCACUUGGGCAAAGGUCAAAGGUUGCAUGAGGUCCCUCGCAGGUGUGUGACAUAGGUAUGGCUGUUGAGUUGCACAUUUAUAAUUCCAAUAUGGAAUAGCACAUGCAUAAGGAGGCUGGCUUCUUCUGCAAAGGAACUGGGUGCAUUACUUCCAGAUUAUUUUCCUAAUCUAGACUGCCAACUCACUGCUGGUCACUGGUGUGUAAGGCCACUCCCAGGACAUCUUGCAAAGCUUAAGUGGUGAUUGAGAGCAGGUAAGAAAGAGUCCUUCUUUGCACAGCACAGAGCUAGACUGUGGAACUCUCUCCCACAGGAGGCAGCGAUGGCCAAAAACCUCAAUGGCUUUAGAAGAGGAUACAGCAAAUUAAUGGGAGGGGGGGCUAUCUCAAUGGCUACCAGCCACAAAGGGCUUCUGCUCUGCCUCCACAGUCAGAGGCAGCAAUGUAAACCACUGGAUGUGUUAAGUUGUGGGUGAACAUAUCAGACGACACAGCGAUUCUUCAAACAGCUCUUGUUUAUUCACAGGCCAGAACUGAACUGAAGGGUUCAGUCAGCCUGCUUAUAUAGAGCUCAACUACAAAGCAACAGUAACAACUUUCUGUAUCUAUCCAAUCACUGAACGUCACUUUCAAUUCCUUAUUUGCAUAUGUGGACCUGAGUGAAAACUAUCUACAGCAUCCCCCUGCUGGCCCAGGGUGAGAACUUAAGUACAUAACAGGAUGAAAGAAGCUCUGGUCCUUAUGUUAUGCUUGCGGGCAUCUUACGGGGUCCUUGCCGCAGGAUCACAUUCAUCCAGUGCUUUACCAACUGCACUGGCUCCCAGUGGAGUACAGGGUCAGGUUUAAGGUGCUGGUUUUGACCUUUAAAGCCCUAUGCGGCCUAGGACCCUCGUACCUAUGGGACAUGUCUCAGAAAUUGAGGCGCAUUUCUGCAUUUUCUCCCUUGAAAUUGCAGGCAGCCCUUUGCGCCUCGGUUGUCGAACGUUUUGGAAGUCGAACGGUCUUCCGGAACAGAUUAUAUUUGACAACCAAGGUUCCGCUGUAGUAAAAAUAAGAAACAGACAACAAACCAAGAACUGCCCAUCUCAGAUGAUGAAUGUAGGGUCCUGGUCGGUUCAUAUGGGGAGAGGCAGUCCUUGAGGUAUUGCUGUUGUUGUAAACAAAAAUUGCCCUUUUCCCUUAUGGGGUAUCCAAGAGCCCAUAUAGAGUCCUUACGUAGGUUCCCUAUUGGUAGGAUAGAAUAACAGAGGCCAACCAGAGAAUAUUGAGAAGCAAAGCAGCUAGUAAGCCUGAUCUUUAUUGAUCUGUUGCAACAGGGUGCUCCCCUCACACGCAGGAGAGAGGAGGAACCCAGAAAAAUGGCAUGCAAGGCCUUAUAAAGACUUUAAAAUUGCCACCCUGUAGAUCAAGACCACCCCUCAGAUACAUCAUACCUACAUCACAGAAAAGGUGGUCUUAAAGCAGAAAUUUGAAUGUUGUUUUUCUCCUGUCGCUGUUUAUCUCCUGUUUGGCAGGUUACUUGAUUGGAUUACCUGGGUAGCCUGGUCAGUCUUUUGUAAUGAUAAAUACUUAGUUCCUGAGCCAUGUCACAGGCUCACACCCUAUUCAUAUCUUAAAUGUGCCCUUAAGACAGGAUUUGUGAGGAAAGAGACAAUGGGGAAGUUUCUCACUUUGACCUUAUCGAGAAAACAUUUACUCAGUUUAGGAAUCAAAAUGGUUCCAGGUUGGUCUUCCUGUGCUGAUCUAUGUACGUGCUUGGUUGGUACACUUAUGAACAUUACCAUAUAUCUAAGACCAUAAAAUUCCUAUCACAAAAUCAUAUGCCCCCCCAACCGCUGCUUAAAAACCUCCAGAGAUGGAGAGUCCCCCACCUUCUGAGGGAGUCCAUUACACUGCUGUUGUUGUUGUUGUUUAGUCGUUUAGUCGUGUCCAACUCUUCGUGACCCCAUUGACCAGAGCACGCCAGGCACUCCUGUCUUCCACUGCCUCCCGCAGUUUGGUCAAACUCAUGCUGGUAGCUUCGAGAACACCAUCCAACCAUCUCGUCCUCUGCCAUCCCCUUCUCCUUGUGUCCUCCAUCUUUCCCAACAUCAGGGUCUUUUCCAGGGAGUCUUCUCUUCUCAUGAGGUGGCUAAAGUAUUGGAGCCUCAACUUCAGGAUCUGUCCUUCCCGGGAGCACUCAGGGUUGGUUUCCUUGAGAAUGGAGAGGUUUGACCUUCUUGCAGUGCAUGGGACUCUCAAGAGUCUCCUCCAACACCAUAAUUCAAAAGCAUCAAUUCUCCAGCGAUCAGCCUUCUUUAUGGUCCAACUCUCACUUCCAUACAUCACUACUGGGAAAACCAUAGCUUUUACUAUACGGACCUUUGUUGGCAACAAACUUUGUUGCUACACAACUUUUAUUGCUCUUGGUCGCAGACACCAGGAGGGCAUCGAAUCAGCAAAGGCCGACCUAGACUUUGCAGGAUAAACCAACGGCGAAGUGAGAAGAUUAUGGGCAGCCUUUGGCCUCGGUCGAGGACAACCUCCUGAUGAGCAGAGAACCAGGACCAAUUCUUUGGACAUCAUUGACUAGUUCCCAGCUUUCCCUGUGGAUGAGAUGAUGCAAAGCGAAGGCUGGCUUUUGUAUCUGCCUGCCAGCUUUGGUCAGGAACAAUAAUUACGUCCUCCUUUAUCUGAGGAGUUACAUGAGCACUUUGAUAUUCCUUACAUCCUCACAAGUGACACCUGCGAGGCGGGUUUGUCUUCAGAAAGGCAAGAUGGCGGGACGUGUUCGGCACUCCCCGGAUCGGCUGCUCGAGACACAGGGCCCCCAGGCAAAGCUUACAAGGCAUUAUCAAAGAGCACUCGUGGAGAUAAGCAGCUUUUGAAAGGGCUGACAUGUCUGCGACGGGGAGUUGGCUCACCUCGGCUCUCGCGGCAAGAGCACGUUUCAGGCAGAGCAACGGGAUCUGAGCUGCUUGCCGUUUGGUAGGGAAGCUCAAGGCGUUCUGGAACAGCUCUCCUCGGGCCUUGCGCUAUUUGCUUUCUUGCUAGGUGGGGCUGUGCUAAGAGGGGAAGCAAGUUGGAGGCAGUUCUGCCAGCUCGCACUUGUUGUUGUUUAGUCGUUUAGUCGUGUCCGACUCUUCGCGACCCCCUGGACCAGAGCACGCCAGGCCCUCCUCUCUUCCACUGCCUCCCGUAGUUUGGUCAAACUCAUGCUGGUAGCUUCAAGAACACUGUCCAACCAUCUCGUCCUCUGUCGUCCCCUUCUCCUUGUGCCCUCCAUCUUUCCCAGCAUCAGGGUCUUUUCCAGGAGUCUUCUCUUCUCAUGAGGUGGCCAAAGUACUUGGAACCUCAGCUGCAGGAUCUGUCCUUCCCGUGAGCUCUCAUGGCUGAUCUCCUUCAGAAUGGAGUGGUUUGCUCUUCUUGCAGUCCAUGGGACUCUCAAGAGUCUCCUCCAGCACCAGAAUUCAAAAGCAUCAAUUCUUCGGCCAUCAGCCUUCUUUAUGGUCCAGCUCUCACUUCCAUACAUCACUACUGGGAAAACCAUAGCUUUUGCUAUACGGACCUUUGUUGGCAAGGUGAUGUCUCUGCUUUUUAAGAUGCUGUCUAGGUUUGUCAUUGCUCAGCUCUCACUUAAGAGCAUUCAAAGAAUGCUAGUGGAUCAGGCUUGUCGUCCAGCAUCCUGUUCACACAGGGGCCAAAUAUCCCUAAGAAUCCAGAUAGACUGCUGCAGGACCUGGAGGCUCCAUAAUAAAAUAAGUGGAGGCUGCUGCCUGUGGCCCUUCUAGUCCAGCAUCCUGUUCUCACAGUGGCCAACCAGAUGCCUGUGGGAAACCAGCAAUCAGGAUUCGAGCACAAAAGCAGCUCUCCCCUCCUGCAGUUUCCAGCAGUUGGUCUUCAGAAGCAUUGCUACCUCUGACCAUGAAGUCAGAGCAGAGCCGUCCUGGAUAGUAGCCAUCAAUAGCCCUCUCCUCUUCCAUGAACUGGUCCAGCCCUCUUUUACAGCCAUCCAAAUCGGUGGUCAUCUCUGCCUCCUGUGGGAAGGAGUUCCACAGUCUACCUCUGCACCGUGUGAAGUGAAUGGUCACAAAUGGCCCCUACCAGAAGAGGCUCAAAUCAGUGUGAUGUAGUGGUUAAGAGCGGUGGACUCAUAAUUUGGUGAACCGGGUUUGCUUCCCCGCUCCUCCACAUGCAGCUGAUGGGUGACCUUGGGCCAGUCACACUUCUCUGAAGUCUCUCAGCCCCACUCACCUCACAGCGGGUUUGUUGGGGGGGAGGAAGGGAAAGGAGAAUGUUAGCUGCUUUGAGACUCCUUAGGGUAGUGAUAAAGCAGGAUAUCAAAUCCAAACUCCUCUUCUUCUUCUUCAUCUAUGGACCGUCCCCUAAAGUUAUGGUGACUGGGCCAGGAAGGGGGUGCAAAGAACAUCCAUUUUCAUUCAUUUGCGUUCAUUUGGUUAAUUGGUUCAUUCAUUCAUCAAGUGCAAAUCCAUAAAUGUGCACCUCAAAACCUCAGUGAUGGUGCCACUCCCUGGUUUAGGAAGUUGUGGUUGUUUAGCCUGGAGAAGAGAGGACUGUGGGGUGAGAUGAUCGUUGUCUUCAAAGAUCCAAAGGGCUGUCACAUGGAAGAUGGAGCGAGCUUGUUUUCUAUUGCUCUGGAAGGGAGGAGAUUCUGUGGGAUGUGAAACACAAGAGCAGUCAAGUGCAACAUUCCUAGAGUGGACAUGUUUACACGUGGGGAGGGAUGUUUGUCCAGCCAGCAGGUAAACUUCCUGUUUCCUUCUGGGCUGGGACAGACUUCCUCUGCAUGUGACUAGAGGUGGGUGUGGCCUCACCUGUGCAGGUAACGACAAAAGCACAGGGCAGGGCAGCCAUCUCUCUCUCUUUGACUACAUGCAUCAAAGAAGCAACAUCUGCUUAGCCAAAGAUGCUCUCUUGGCCUCCAGCCAAGAGAGGACAAAGGGACUGUCUCCUUAUGAGAUAGUUUCCAGGUGUAUGUUACUUUUCUAAGCUAAGUCUGCCUUCUAGGAUCCGAUUGUGAACAGAAUGUGAGUAAACUCUUUUUAUACUUUUAUAGAAGCUGUGUUGUGUCUUAUCUUUUAUGAGGGAAUAAGGGGGAAAUACCAGAAGAGUUGUUAUAGAGGCUUUAGCGAGCCUGAGCAAAUGCAUCCGCUGUGAGUUUAAAAAGGAGAAUGUUACUCUGCUAAAUUGUGAACUUGUUAACACAAGUUGGAAAGGCUAUAAUCAAACAAAAUAUCCUCUUCUGCAUCCCUGAACAUCCCCACAGAUUCCAGCUAAAUAUUAGGCAAGAACCGUUCAACAGUAGAGUGGUCUGCCUCUGAAAAUGGUGGGCUCCCUACUGGUUUCUGAGCAGAGCUUGGCUGGCCACCUGCCAUGGAUGCUUUCAUUGAGAUUCCUGCAUUGCAGAGGGUUGGACUAGAGAACCUUUGGGGAUCCCUUCCAACUCUACAGUUCUAUCAGUGUAUUGUUCUCACCCACCUUGGAACCUUAUGGUGAAGGGUGAGUAGGACAUCUUUCAAAUAAACAGCCGCAAUCUUUUAAAUGUCCUGAAGUGCCCAUCAGGGAGCCUUCCCUUGGAGCUGCUCUUGACUGUGUUAUGUGACUCAACUGCAAAUGGGGAUUUUCACGUGUGUGUUUGUUUGAGGAAGAGAGAAAGAGACUCCGCUCUCUUCCUUCAUUAUGCCGUGAUAUCUCCUGGAGCCAGGGUGAUAAUUAGACGCCUUCUUCCCUGUUAACACCUGCUGCGAAUUUGCUUAAGAGUUAGUCCGCCCAGUGAUAACGUUCAAGAAAUCUCUCAAUGCAAACACAUUUGCAGAAGUGAAUAUCCCUCUUUGACUCAGUUGUGGAACCUGAUAAGGAGUGGGAAUGAGUGUUAAAUAAUACAGUUUGAUCUUUAGGCACACCAGUCUUCCUGGGGUGGCUUGAAGGCAGAUCAAAUUCUCACCCACAUGUUAAAAAGAAAAAAAAAUCAGCUCAAGGGACUUUCCUCAUCUGCAACCGUAACACUUAAAAAAAUCUCAUCCAUGGUCCUAUGACCCCUUUUGCCCAUGGGAAAGGCAGCUAUGAUACGUGCCACUUCAAUCCUAUGCCUGCUGUUGUAGGACUUGACCCCGUUGAAUUCAAUGCAGUUUAAACUCUGAGUAGACAUACUUAGGGCUACAGUCUUACUCAUCUUUACCUGGGAUUGCAGAUAAAAUAAAGCUUAUGUUCUCACUGAAAGCCAUGAGAAUUCAUUCUGAGAAGACAUGUUGAGGAUUGUGAUGUUGAUUCCAGGUGUGGUAAGAAUCUUAUACAAUUCUUGCUAUCCAGAUUUGUCCAAGGAUAGCUCGUCCUACAGGCGAGUAGGACCCUGGCAGAGACACAUGCCUAACUGGCAUGUUCUCUCGCUCCUGGUCGAUCAUUCGGGAGCUUCAAAAGCUUUCUUCAGCCCGAACAUCACAGCGACCGAUGCCAACCGACACCGGCACAAUUAGGGAUCUGCAGAGUUUGCGCAUCAUGCGUGACAGACCUCAGCAACUCAGCAUUUUGGCUAAUUUACUUUAUUUACAUACAAACACACAUGGAGCACUGCAACGUGGCUCCCUCUCUCUCUAGCAUCAGACAGCAAAGAGAAAGAACAAAGGACAAUAGUCCCACUUCACGGAACACAGUAACACAAACAUCCUGUCUCCAUCACUUCCCACUCUGUGGAGUCAAAACAUACACCGUCAUGUGAAAGACAAUAAUCCCAUGACUGCAAUCAUGGAGCAGGAAUUCUAACAGUCACAUCCUUUACACAGCUGCGUGGAUCUUUUCAGACACCAACUUUGGUCCGACUUGCAACUGGAUCUGUACCAAGAACAUCCUCCACCAUUUCUGUUUCUCCUCUGUUGUUCAAAAGUGUGUUCCUUACCCUCUGCUUUUGCAAAUCCAGUUUUCUGCUGUGACAUACACAAGCUGGUCAGGGAUGGAGGUUGGAGCUGAAGGUGACCAGGGGAGGAUGACGAAGAAGGUGACGGGUUUGGAAACCGAGCCUGGUGAGAAAUGGCUGCGGGAGUUCAGUGUGUUUAGCCUGGAAAAGAGAAGAAGACUGACAGUGGAGAAGAUGGCCACCUUCCAAUAUCUGAAGGGCUACCAAGCAGAAGAGGGAACAAGCUUGUUUUCUGCUGCUCCAGAGGGCAGAAAGGACACCAACCAAUGGAUUCAAAUGACAGGAAAGGAGAUUCUAACCAAAGAUCAGGAAGAACUUUCUGACAGGAAGAGCUGUUCAACAGAGCUUGGAUGACCACCUGCCAUGGAGGUUUUAGCUGAGAUUCCUGCAUUGCAGGGGGUUGGACUAGAUGACCCCGGGGUUCCUUCCAAUUCUACGAUUCCAUGAAUCCAUUUUCUGUCUUUUGGAAACCUUUUCUGCACUGUCAAAAAGUCCAUCACUUUCAGUUUUUUUAUGGCAGUGUCCUAAAGUCAGGGAGGGGAACCAGCCUUGUGGCCAAACCUUGGCAUUAUCAGGACCAGGCUCUGACCAGCUGAGCUAUCCAGCUAUCCAGGGAUUAGAAUAUUUGGGUGACUUUCAGAGGCAGACAAAUUGUAUAUAUUUAGGCGACACUCGCCUUUAUGGAGUGGGCUAGAGUUUGUUUUUAUUUAUUUUCCAUUCAUUUCAUAAAAUCUAUAUGCCACUUGAUUUUAGGGGGGAAACCCUCAAAGAUUAAAAAAAAUUCAAAUUAUCACUAAAACUUUUACAACCAUCAUUUAAAACAUACACAUAGUUAAAGCCGCAAUAGAGUAGACUUAAACUCAGUAAAACUCAAACUUCCUAAACAUCUGGGUAGGCUGGUCUAAAAAAGAAUGUGCUUCCGCAGGUGCUGAGAAGAAGAAGAAGAAGAAGAGUUUGGAUUUGAUAUCCCGCCUUUCACUCCCCUUCAGGAGUCUCAAAGCGGCUCACAUUCUCCUUUCCCUUCCUCCCCCACAACAAACACUCUUGUGAGGUGAGUGGGGCUGAGAGACUUCAGAGAAGUGUGACUGGCCCAAGGUCACCCAGCAGCUGCAUGUGGAGGAGCAGAGACGCGAACCCGGUUCACCAGAUUACGAGUCCACCGCUCUUAACCACUACACCACACUGGCACACAGUGGAAGUGCCUCCCUGGUAUCAAUAAGCAGGGAGUUCCAAAGUGUCCACCACACUUUUCUGUCUGAUGUUUAAGCCCUGCUAAAGAUAUAAUAAUAAUAAUAAUAAUAAUAUUUUAUUUAUACCCCGCCCUCCCCAGCCAAGACCGGGCUCAGGGCGGCUAACGAGCAAUAAUAAAAACAAGUUGAAUGAAUACAACUUAUAAACAAGAUUAAAAUGCAACAAUUAAAAUAUUGAAACAUUAAAAUAUUAAAAUGCAGCCUCAUCACAGGAGGAGAAAGGAAAAAGAAAAAGAAAGAGGGGGAGGGAAUCAAACUGAUUCCAAGCCAAAGGCCAGGCGGAACAACUCUGUCUUACAGGCCCUGCGGAAAGAAAUCAGAUCCCACAGGGCCCUGGUCUCAUGAGGCAGAGCGUUCCACCAGGCCGGGGCCAGUGUUGAAAAGGCCCUGCUCUGGUUGAGGCUAAUCUAACUUCCUUAGGGCCCGGAACCUCUAGGGUUCUCCUUAAGGUCCUCCGUGGGGCAUACCGGGAGAGGCGGUCCCGUAGGUACAAGGGUCCUAGGCCAUGAUGAGGAAUGAUGAGGAAUCUGUCAAUUUAAGUCGCCCUGGAACCAAGCUAUUUGAGGAAUGCUUGAAGAACCCAUACAGAAUCCUAGAAUCCUAGAAUUGUAGAGCUGGACAAGGCCCCGAGGGUCAUCUAGACCAACCCCCUUCAAUGCUGGAAGAUGCUCAGCCCCUGAAAUCAGACUCACUUUCCUCUCCACCUUCAGACUGGUAGUUGCCAUAGUCAGGGUUUUCUUGGUGUUGGCUCCACAUCUGUGGAAUGUCCUUAACAGUAGCUGCCUUUAAGCAGUCCUCCCAAACUUUUUUGUUUUGCUUGCUGUUUGGUUGAUUUUGUCAUACAUGCUGGCAGUGAGUUCCUGUUGUCUGGCUGGUUUUGAUCAUCUUUAAUUGCGUAUCAACCCUUUUUUGUCAUUUUAAGUUUUUUAAUCGCCGUGAGCUGCCUCGGGAGGGUUUCUCUGAAAAACAGAAUAAAAACAAAGUGAUAAAUGGAGGAUUUUUCAUCUCACAGCUGCUGUGCUAAAGGAGCUCUCAACCUAUGCAAAAUAAAAAUGGCUGAGACCUUUUUUUGUGUGUCAAAAUUUCCACACACUUUUGUUGGAGAAAACAUCAUCUCAUUUCCAUCUUUGGCAAAGAGUUGAUUUUGGAGAGCUGGUGUCGAGUGCUCCAACUGAGAGGUUUAGAUUGCCUUGCCUUGAUUUCUUAAAUUAACCACCCUGUUGGAGUGCGGGUGCUUAAUCCACAAUCUGACACUUGGGUUUUAUUCCAGACGCCAUCCAGGGCCAAGUUAACCGGGAGAAGAGCUCUCUUCUAAAGCAGCGAAACCCACAGAGCUCUUCGGAUCUUGUUUGCAAGAGGUUUAUGGGUGGCCAACACUAAAAUUAUUACCUUCCAUGGUAAUGAUUUUGGAAGAACUCCCAAGGACAUAAAAGGGAUUGUGCAGAUCGUGAUGUCCCUUAGGCUCGGCACCUGAUACGCCAGAAUGGGUUAAAGGUAAAGGUACCCCUGACCGUCAGGUCCAGUCGUGGCCGACUCUGGGGUUGCGGCGCUCAUCUCGCUUUAUUGGCUGAGGGAGCUGGCGUACAGCUUCCGGGUCAUGUGGCCAGCAUGACUAAGCUGCUUCUGGCGAACCAGAGCAGCACACGGAAACGCCGUUUUCCUUCCCGCCAGAGCAGUACCUAUUUAUCUACUUGCACUUUGACGUGCUUUCGAACUGCUAGGUUGGCAGGAGCUGGGACCGAACAAAGGGAACUCAUGUCAAGCCGUGUGUUCAAAGCAGUCUUUCAAAAGAUUCAUGCUAAGGAUCAGUGCUCACUAGAUAGUGUAGUAGCUGCUGAUGACUAUCUAGUGAGCACUGAUCCUUAGCAUGAAUCUGACUUACAUAUUCUGUUGAAAAAUAUUGGUUGAUGAAGACUAUUACAAAACAGUAGUAUCAUUCUGGAGACACUGUCCUUUUGAGGCUUAUGAGACGUCUUCCAUUGAAACUUUUGAAAGACUAUUGAGAGACUUUACUUUUGAAUCUUUUGAGACAUCUUCUGUUGAAACUUUUGAAAGAUUGUUGUGAGACUGUCCUUAGACAUCUGUUUUGAACACACGGCUUGACGGUCCUUGCUACCACUCUGUUAUGUUGUACAUAUGAACUUUGAUAGGCUUAUUCCUAUAAUUUGAAUGAUAUCAUUAUUCAAUUAUAUAUUCUCUACUAACUAUUAGCCUACAUGUUGUGUUUGUAUUGCUGUGAUUGGCUCUUAUUGCAACACAGGGGUUUGUUUUUCGUUCCCUUCUGUUGGAGAGCAGAAGUGGAAGUGCCUUGCACACCGGAAACUUCCUGGCAGCCCUCAGGUGGGCUUGGGGAUGCUGCUAUCCUGUUGACAUCAAAGAGAUUGCUGCUGCUGCAGCGCCACUGGAACAAUAUAAACUGCUGGUUUGAAAUAUAUUAAAAAAUAUUUUAAAAUGUCCAGUAGCACCUUAGAGACCAACUAAGUUUGUUCUGGGUAUAAGCUUUCUUGUGCAUGCACACUUCUUCAGAUACACUGAAACAGAAGUCACCAGACCCUUAUAUAUAGUGAGAGGGUGGGGUGGGGUUUUUCUCAGGAGGGGAGCAGGAGAUGGGAGAUUGACUCAAGGUCAACCUGUUGACGACUGUUAACGACUGCAAUUAGUCCUACAGGAAAAAGCUAGGGAUAGUAUGCAGAUGAUUAGCAUAUGUAAUGAGACAGGAAUCCAAUAUCUCUAUUCAGACCAGGGCUCUCCAUAGUUUUCAGUUUAGUGAUAAGUUAUAAUUCAGCAACUUCUCUUUCAAGUCUGUUUCUGAAAUUCUUUUGCAAUAAGACAGCUGCUUUGAGAUCCUGUAUUGAAUGUCCUGGGAGACUGAAGUGUUCUCCUACUGGCUUCUCUGUCUUGUGAUUCCUGAUGUCAGAUGAUGGCUUGAAUAUGACUUAGGUCCAAGCUAUCUGGAAGACUGCAUUCCUUCAUACAACCUUUCCCAGGCUCAGAGAUCUUCCAGGGAAGCCCUUCUCUUGGUGUCAUCACCCUCCCAGUCAUGCCUGAUGGGUAUUCAAGACAGGGCCUUCUUGGUGGUGGCCGCUCCCAGGCAACUUUGGAACUCCCUCCCCAGAGAGGCCAGACUGGCUCCCUCCUUGCGGUCCUUCUGCUAGCAGGUGAAGACUUUCUUGGUCUGACAGGCUUUUGGGAAGUGGUUGCUGUUAAUGCAGGAAUCACAACUGAAGAAACCUUGAGAGGUGGCCAUCCAUCCCCUGCUUAAUAUCCUCCAAUGAAGGAGAGUCCACCACCUGCAGUACAGGGGGUUGGACUGGUUGAUUCUUGGAGCACCUUCUAUGAUUCUACCUUCCAAGAGAGGGCACUGAGCUACUAAACAGCUCUUGCCCUCUGAAAGUUCUUCCUAAUAUUGAGUCAGAACCUCCUUUUGUGUCAUUUGAAUUCUUUGGUUUGGGUCCUAACAUCUGGAAGCAGGAGAAAUCAAGAAAUCUCCCACGGGGCAGCCCUUCAGAUAUUUGAACAUAGCUAUCCUAUCUCUUGAGAGUCCCAUGGACUGCAAGAAGAUCAAACCUCUCCAUUCUGAAGGAAAUCAGCCCUGAGUGCUCACUGGAAGGACAGAUCCUGAAGCUGAGGCUCCAGUACUUUGGCCACCUCAUGAGAAGAGAAGACUCUCUGGAAAAGACCCUGAUGUUGGGAAAGAUGGAGGGCACAAGGAGAAGGGGACGACAGAGGACGAGAUGGUUGGAUAGUGUUAUAGAAGCGACCAGCAUGAGUCUGACCAAACUGCGGGAGGCAGUGGAAGGCAGGAGUGCCUGGCGUGCUCUGGUCCAGGGGGUCACCAAGAGGCGGACACGACUAAACGACUCAACAACAACAAAUCCUAUCUCCUCUCAAUCUUCUGUUCUCCAGGCUAAACAAAAUUCUGAUCUUUUUCCAAGUCACUCUGUGCUCCCUCCGUUUCAAUCUGUGCUUAAACAAAGCUCUUCAUUUCCCGCAUUUUAAAAGCCUUUGCAGCUCCACACCAGUCUGAGCCUUAGAGGCUUUCUGAUAGGCAUUACAAAGUGAGGCUGUCAAAAAGGCUGCCCUGUGGAGUUCUGAGGAGCUCGGGGUGUUUUGUGUUGUUAGAGCAGAGCAACGUGGGGUUUUUAAAACUUAAAUGAAGCUUUUCGCUAAACAAAAACAGAAUAUCCUCUAUGCCUGUGCUUUAGCAAAAAUAAAAAUAAAAAUCCUGAGCUCUUCAUUUCUCCAUGUGCAAAAUCUUGGCUGGAAUCAUAGAACUGUAGGUUGGGUCAUCUAGCCCAACCCACUUUAAUCUAGGGAUGACCCCUGCACUGCAGAUCCCUUGAGCCCAGAGAAACAUAGAAUAUGAAUGGUAAGAGCAGAGAGACAAAAUGCAUUCAGGUCCUGCUUAUGGGCUUCCAACUAAUCCAGAAUGCGGCAGCUCGACUGGUGACUGGGGGUGGCUGCUGAGACCAGAUAACACCGGUCCUGAAAGACCUACACUGGCUCCCAGUAUGUUUCCGAGCACAAUUCAAAGUGUUGGUGCUGACCAUUAAAGCCCUGAACGGCCUCGGUCCUGUAUACCUGAAGGAGCAUCUCCACCCCCAUCGUUCUGCCUGGACACUGAGGUCCAGCUCCGAGGGCCUUCUGGCAGUUCCCUCCCUGCGAGAAGUGAGGUUACAGCGAACCAGGCAGAGGGCCUUCUCGGUGGUGGCGCCCUCCCUGUGGAACAGCCUCCCUUCAGAUGUCAAGGAAAGAAUCAACUAUUUGACUUUUAGAAGACAUCUGAAGGCAGCCCUGUUUAGGGAAGUUUUUGAUGUUUGAUCUUUUACUAUUUUGUUGGGAGCUUGCCAGAGUGGCUGGGGAAACCCAGUCAUAUGGGCGGCAUAUAACUGUUUUAUGCUGUUUUUAAUAUUCUGUUGAGAGCUGCCCAGAGUGGGUGGGGAAACCCAGCUGGAUGGGCGGGGUGUAAAUAAUAAAUUUAUUAUUAUUAUUAUUAUUAUUAUUAUUAUUAUUAUUAUUAUUAUCACCACCACCAUCAUCAUCAUUCCCAAUGGGGCAUCCUGGGAACAGGAUGUUGGACUAGCUGAAGGACAUACAAAUAUCCUCCAGAAUCAUGCAAGCGGUCCAUCCACUCCCGCAUCCUGUUCUCCCAACCAGAUGCCCCGAGGAAAAACCAGCAAGCGGGAUGUGAGUGCAAGAGCACUUGCUCCCCUCCUGUAGUUUCCAGCCAGUGGCCUUGAGAAGCGUUGAUGGUUCCAGCCGCAGAUGGCCCACUGGCCUGAUCCAGCACCCAUGCUCUUUUGCUCUCCUGUUUUCUAGAGAGUUUUGCCAGCCCUCUCGGAAGUGGUUCCGAGCAGACUCCAGAAAUGGCAAGCAGAGGAGCCUAUUCAAAGCCACGUCAAUCACGUCUUGAUUGAUGGGAGGACACAGGAGGCGAUAUCGGCAACUUCCAGGAUCCUGAAAGGGCAGAUAAGGGUGUCAGUCACUUGCCAGAUGGAGCAGGAACAGUCCUUCCCUCCGCAGAUGGAUGGAUGAUUCACCACCCGCCUGCCUCCCUUUCUUCCCUUCAUCCUUCUUCCAAGGCUUCUUGUUGAAUAACAAGCAAUAAAUGGCAAGAGAGUAAACUGACGGGAGCGAUGAAGUCUCACUGCAUGGGGCAACUUCAAAAGAGACUUCUCUGAGUUGCCUCCACCCAUGUGGGAGAUGGGCUGCAGUGCUCAGACACUGCUCAGGCAGUCUUGGAAGUGGCAAACCAUUCCUGCCCUCUCGUGAAUGCAGAUGCUUAUUUUAUUUUUAAUUUCCCAGCGAGACAAAAGUCUGUCUGGAUCUGAGUGAGAAACGACCCAGAUUCCACCGGAGAUCAAUCGCCCGGCUCUGUGGCAGAAUUCCUUAAACAGCACCUCUUGUCAUUCUGCCGCUGUUCCCUGACAGCGCGAGUGCUAAACACAUGUCAGGAGGGUUUUGACGGGUAACAAUCUUGUGAAAGUUGAAAACCUUUAAGUUUCCGGAGCGAGCUGUUCUCCCUCCCGCACCCACCACCCCUCCGGCUGCAACGGCGUCGCUCACCAAGAUCCCUUGGAGCUGAAAAAAUUGAGCUGUCACUCAAGCUCAGCAGGAGGAGACGAAGCCAGUGAAAGGGAACAGGACCUGUCAUUGUCUGCUCCCCCCCCCCCUUAUGUAUGGGUGACCAUCAUGAGCUGGCAAAAGGCCGCAAUCAAUGCUGUUUGAGGGAAAGCAUGCAAUGUACAGAUUCACCUUAAAGCUCUCUUUUUAUUCAGGCACCUGCAUGUUGCUUUGGCAUCUGUCUGUCUCAGGAGACAAUGGAACCAGGGCCGCCUUACCCAUAGGCGCUAGGGGUGUGGGGCACCCGGGCACCAGGCUCUCAGGGGCACCAGGCCGAAAGUCCAGGGCUGAGAUUUGGAGUCCGGGGAUUGAAGAGCCAGGCCAGCCGACAGCCGCUGCUGAGUGGAGCAGACCCCUUUAGAGCACCACAGGGCUGGCCUUCCCCCGCCCUCUGUGGGGAUUGCUCUCCUCUCACAGCGGCAUGGGAGAGAGUUGCGUGCCCCCCAAAAAAGCUCAACAACUUUGGCCUGCCUCCCCCAAAAUGGGGGCACUGGGCAGUUUGUUUGCACCCUGGCGCCGCGUAGGCUAAAGGUGACCCUGAAUGGAACAGUGCACCUUUGUGGGUGAAGUCAGACUGGAGUUACAGCAUCUGCUGUGGAUGUAGAAACCAGUAUGGGAGAGACAUGUUUUGUUGCAGCUGGGGCAGAGGAAGGCGUCUGGUUGUGCUGCUACAGAUGCAUCAGGGUGUUUCUUCUCCGCGCUUCUACCAGCGGUCAUUCUUCCUCUGGUCACUGCUAGGGAUGCACAACCUGACUGUCUGUUUGCUGGCACUGCGGUCGCCUGCAAGGGAUUCCCACACAGUUGAUGUCGCCAGACUUCAUAUCACAUUUAUAAACAUCUUUGUAGCACAGAGUUGUUCUGCCAACAGGCCUGGUGCCUGAAGCUCGUUCCACGUGGAGCGUGUCCUUGGGGGUCUUGCCAUCUUCCAUUGUGUGGACAUGACCAAACCAGCGGAGACAUCGCAGAGACAAGAGUGUGAACAUGCUGGGAAUAUGGUUUUGGGAGAGCACAUCUUUGUUUGAGAUUCUCUCCUGCUACGUGGUGCCCAACACUGGCUCCCGGUGGAGUACAGGAUCAGGUUGAAGAUGCUGGUUUUAACCUUUAAAGCCCUAUGUGGCCUAGGACCCUCGUACCUACGGGACCGCCUCUCCUGGUAUGUCCCACGGAGGACCUUAAGGUCUUCAAAUAAAAACAUCUUGGAGAUCCCGGGCCACAGGGAGGUUGGGCUGGCCUCAACCAGAGCCAGGGCUUUUUCGGCUGUGGCCCCGAUCUGGUGGAACACUCUGUCACAAGCGACUAGGGCCCUGCGGGACUUGACAUCUUUCCGCAGGGCCUGCAAAAUGGAGCUGUUCCACCAGGCCUUUGGUCAGGGCGCAGUCUGACCCCCUCUCUCCUUCUGUAAUCCUCACAGAACUCUAGCCCAAUGGUUGCCAUUAAUUUGAUUCUGAACUGAUUUUAGAAUGUAUUUCAAUUAAUUGACUGUGGUUUUAUGUAAUUUGUGCUAUUUUUACUGUUGUUAGCCGCUCUGAGCCUGGCUUUGGCUGGGGAGGGCGGGAUAUAAAUAAAUUAUUAUUAUUAUUAUUAUUAUUAUUAUUAUUAUUAUUAUUGAUGCAAUGCAUGUGGAAGGUGUUGAGCAUCGCUCCUGAUGGUUAUAAGUUGCCCACAACCCACAACCCACUUCCAUAAAGCAGCUUGCUCAACACACAAGAAUGGAUGAGCGUCAAGUCCUCUGAGCUGCGUGCAGAAUGUAAGGAAUAUUUAUACGUGGUUUGUCACACGAAGCACAAGGACUAAGAACGUAAGAAGAACCUGCUGGCUGUUCUCACAGGGGCUGAACAGUUGCGUAUGGGAAACAGGGGAGCAGGAUCCAAGCCCAAGAGCCCUUUCCCCUCCAGCAAUUUCCAGCCACUUCCUCCUGGGGAGGCGUAGACAGCUUGGCCAGUAGCCAUCGGACGCCAUCAUUGCCUCCACCCCCCCUCAUCAUUUUGGUUGCCCUUCAAAAUAUAAAAUGAAGCCAUUAAUACUGAUUUACAGCUUAUUACCACACUGCUAACAGCAGCAAAACAGUGUCUAGCGGGGAAAUGGAAAAAUAAAGAUUCCCCCCUACCGUGUCUAAUUGGUUAAGAAAAAUUUGGCAAAGUGCCUUAAUGAUAAAAAAUUAUGAGAGAAACACAAUCACGAAAACAAAUUAAUGGAGAGGUAGGCCCUGUUUUCACAUUUCUGGAAUUCCAAUGUAAAUGAUGAUAUUUUUUUCCCUUUCACCAUACUGUAAAGGGUGUUUGUUUGUUUGCUUGCUUGCUAUGCUAUCUCCCCGCCCCCACACAUUUCUUUUUAUUAUUUUCUUUUCUAUUUCAUUUGUAUAUAAUGGUCUUGUCCACAAAUUUAAAUAAUACCAGCAACGGGAAGUUCAAAGCAAACUUUCAGCAUGUUCUGAAAUUGCUGCCUCCCCUUUAAAUUCAUCUUGCAAAUAGCCCCAUUAUUCUCCUGUCCCAGGCGGUCUGCGGUUACAUGUGUCAGGACACAACUCUGCUCUUUUGCAGCUAAGCAAUACACGAAUCAUUAAAUGCCACGCCACCUUUUGUUCCAGGUUGCUCUCCUUCCAAUUUUAACUGGGGCUGAGUUCGGCAUCUUUAAUCCUCCACCCUGAGCCAAACUUAUUGAUUCUGCUGACACACUUAAAUGGAGACAACAAAGAGUCUUGCAGUAUUUAAAAAACUUACGUGCUCAUUGCCUUUCGUGGACUACAGUUUAUGCCAUAGCAAAGGUGUUAGUCCUCAAGAGCGCAUAAGAUUCUUGGUGCUGUUCUUGUUGCUGUUCUCAAAUCUACUUGCGAGUUUGCCCCAAUUAUUUGGUUGGCCUGGUUGUAAACGAAAAUCUGCCCUUAUCCCCUUAUGGGGUAUCCAAGAGCCCAUAUAGAGUCCUUAAGUGGGUUCCCUAUUGUUAGGAGAAAAUAACAGAGGCCAACCAGAGAAUAUUGAGAAGCAAAGCAGCUAAUAAGCCGGAUCUUUAUUGAUCUGUUGCAACAGGGUCCUCACUCACCACAUGCAGGAGGAAGGAGGAACCAGAACCCAGGUGUGCCCGCCCGUAUAUAGACAUUUUAAAUUGCCCGCCUUGGAGUCCAAGGCCACCCCUCCAUACAUCAUACAUACAUCACAGAAAAGGCGGUCUACAGCAGAAAUCUGAGUGCGUUGUUUAUCUCGUCUGACAGGUUACCUGUUAAUGCUCACUUGAUUGGAUUGCCUGGGGAGCCUGGCCAGGCUUUUGUAAAGAUAAAUACUUAGUUCCUGAGCCAGGUCACAGGCUCACACCCUAUUCAAACACACACAUACCCUUAAGACAGGAUUUGUGAAGGAAAAGACAAUGAGGAGGCUUUUCCAUUUUUCUUUGACCUUGCAGAGAAAACAUUUGGUCAGUUUGGGAAUCAAAAAUGGUUUCAGGUCAGUCUUCCUGUGCUGAUCUAUGUAUGUGCUUGGUUGGUACACUUAUGAACAUUUAUUAUAUAUCUUAGACCUUAAGAUUCUUAUCACAGCCUCUAUGAGAACGUUGUUGUCAAGCUGUACCUUUUUAAUCAUGUUUUAUUUUUUUAUGAUUAAACUGAUUAAUUUAGAAAUGUCCUUUUGCAUAUUUGCCGCAAGACCUUUUUUUUUACAGACAUAUCAUGAAGCAACUAAAGUUGUUUUUAAAACAGUGGGUGGGGGUGUGUGCAGAAACCUAACUGAAAAUUGGUUUUAAAACAAUCCCAAAUUUAUUGAUUUGAAUUGUUUGUUUAUUAUUCAAUUUGUACACCGCACUUCCCCCAAAUAUCACAGAGCAAUUCACAACAAAUGAACUCCUGGUGCAAAGACCUUCUCAUCUAGCUGGCAAAGCUUGUUGCGGGGGGGGGGCAGGCGGAAUUGGCUUCAAUCACUUCUGGAAAGCAUAGAGAGUGGGCUUUUAUUGCUUUUUUGAUCCAUUCUUCAGGGCUCUAUUGUCGGUUUUACAUGUCGGAAGCAGCUCUGCGAGAGUACGGCCUUGAAAAUCGGCCGUAAGAUCUCAAAACAAGCUGUCAGGGAACUGCCAUCAGUGCCGGAGGGAGAGAGCAAAAGCCAGAGGGAUUCCAGAGAGCGUCCCGGGAUUGGGAGAGGCAGCCCAUCUUCUGGGGAAGAGAAUCAGCGUAGCACCAGUGGAGAAGGGGGGCAGAUGGGGGAAGCGGUGAGGCGGUCCCAUGACUCCUUGCUGGGGACCAGCGGGGAGAGUAGGGGUCCUCCGUUGCCUACGCCCUCCUUGUGCAGAAGGCUUUCGCGCAGAGAGAGUAGGAGGAGACUAGGCGUCAAAGAGCUUCUUUGCUGGAAGAAGUUUAAGAAACGCCCACUGACGGAUUCUGCCAGCGAUUGAGACAGCCACGGGUGAGUGGCUGUCCGGACAGAAAAGGUUCACUCAGGCAACCCAGCCAGGUGUUUGCACCGGCUUACGCACGAGCAACCCCUAGAACCACGACACAAGCAAACAAAUUUGCUCACUUACAUCCUAAUGAAUAAUGGAGAGUGGCCCAUCCGUUUCCCUCUCGGGUCAAAUGGAAACACUCUCUGCAAGCGAACCGUCUCCCGAUGCAAUUUCCCAGGGAAAGAAGCGAUGUUUAAAGAGGCAUCUCCGCUCUGGCUUCCUUGCACCUUGAGCGGUUUGUUCCCAUCAACCAGGCUAGCAUAGGAUGUCAAAGGAAAUCAAGCCUACACACUGUGAUUGGGCAAAGGUUUGUUAAAAGACUCUGUUUAUGAAGACAAGGCAAUUGCAUCCACCAGCCAGACUUUGUUCUGAACUGAUUAAUAGGGUUUCCUCUCUACAUACAUAGAAAUCGUAGAAUCGGAGACCUGGAAGGGACCACAAGCGUAAUCUAGUCCAACCCCCUGCGAUGCAACUCUUUAAUGUGGCAUCAUAGUGCUUUCUUUUUUUAUUAUUAUUCAAAAUUAUAACAAGACAUAUUAUCCAAAAACAUAUCAUCCUUGCUCCCCCCCCAUUCCCCCCCCAAACCCACACACCCCGACUUCCCUCAGUUCCAGUCUUUGGUUUCUCUGAGAAUGCUGUUUUCUGCAUGUUACACAGUUGUAUAGAUCCUCAAACUACUUAGCUGAUUAUUAUCAACAAAAAGUUUGUGAAUGUUUAUUCAAAACCUGCCAAGGAGUCCGGUUCGCUUUGUUGUGUCUUCAGAUACUUUGUAAAGGGUUCCCAUUCAUCCUUAAAGUCACAGUUAUCCUUGUCCCGUAGCUUAUAUGUCAGUUUUGCCAGUUCUGCAUAGUCCGUCGAUUUUUCUUGCCAUGAUUCUUUAGUUGAGGUUUCUUCAGUCUUCCAUCCUUGUGCUACCAGAACUCUCACGGUCAUUGUCGCAUACAUGAAGAUGUUUUUCAACUUUUUUGGCAGGUCUUUCCCUACCACCCCCAACAAAAAUGCCUCGGGUUUUUUAACAAAUGUUAAAUGGAACAUUUUCUUCAAUUCGUUGUAUAUCAUUUCCCAAAAUUUUUUUAUUACCUUACAAUCCCACCACAUAUGAUAAAAUGUGGCAUCGUAGUGCUUUCAGUGCUUGGUGUGGAUGUGGACAGUGGCUCUCCAGAACAGAGGCUGGGGCAAUUGGCAUGCAGAGCAGACAUGCAGACCACGACCCUUCUCCACUCCAAGCAUGUCUUGGAACAGGUGCCGAGAGCAAAGGAACACCACUGGAAUUGAGAUUUGAGCGAACGAAUGAAUCCGCAUGUGAUUCCCUAAUUCUCCUGCCGUGGCUGUGACCCACUGAGGUCAAAGGGGGCAGCCAUUCAUGGGAUAUUCCCCAUAUGAACUGACCCAGACCCUAGGACAAUCACCUGAGUCCCUUUGACAUGUGUUUCCCUCCAUGGGAGGUCUGGAGGGUGACUACAUCAGAACAGGGCCUUUUCAGUGGUGGCUCCUCAUUUGCAGAAUGAGGCUUUCCCUGGGAUGCUUGCCUGGCACCAUCCUUCAAGUGCAAAAGCAUUCCUUUUAAACCAGGCCUUUCGAUUUUAACUAUCUGUGGUCUUUUAGAGUGGGUGGCCUGUUUCAACAUACCCUAUAUCUUUUUCCUGGUUUUAUGUACCGUAUUUUUGGCUCUAUAAGAUGCACCUGACCUUAAGACACACCUAGUUUUAGAGGAGGAAAACAAGGGGGGAAAAAUAUUCUGAAUCUGCGCAGUGCCUCUCCAGCAAAGCGGGGGGAGAAAUGGAAGGGGCUCCGUUUCUCCUCCCACUUCGCUGAAGGAGCUCUGCGCAGCUUUCCCUCUCUGCACAGCGCCUCUCCAGCGAAGCAAAGUCAGAACAGCAAAAGGGAUCACUGCUUUCGCUGUGCAACGAUCCCUCUUGCUGUUCUGGCUUCUGGGAUAGCUGCACAGCCUGCAUUCGCUCCAUAAGACGCACACACAUUUCUCCUUACUUUUUAGGAGGGAAAAAGUGUGUCUUAUAGAGCGAAAAAUACGGUAGUUUUCUUCCCCAAGUUGUUCUGUACUUCGUUUUCAGUUUCUGGGGGGGAAAGUAAGCAACCAAUACAGGCAUAGACAAACUCGGCCCUCCAGAUGUUUUGGGACUACAACUCCCAUCAUCCCUAGCUAACAGGACCAGUGGUCAGGGAUGAUGGGAAAUGUGGUCUCAAAACAUCUGGAGGGCCAAGUUUGCCUAUGCCUGAACUAAUAUCUUUCAUAAAGAAACAUCUUUUUGGUUUUCUCAAGUUUUGCCGGGUUUUGCGCUGCUGAUUUGCGUGUUUUGCUCAUCUGGAACUCAGCAACCUUCUCGCCUCUUGCUUCUAGGCCGGACAGCAGCGCUGGUGGGAGCAGGAAAUUGCUGUGAACCUGAAGAUCCAGAAGGGAGAAUUGAUCACCUACAACCUGACAGAGCUGAUCAAGCCUGAGGCUUACGAAGUCCGCCUGACCCCGGUCACCAUAUUCGGAGACGGAGACUCGACCAUACGCGUGAUCAAAUACAGCGGUAAGAAUAUUUGCUUCGUCGUAGUAAUUUCGUAGAAUUGUAGAUUGUAAACAAUCACCCCUCAAAACCUCAAAGUAGUUUUCGGAAAAGGCAAGACAAUGAAGCCAUCGGGAAAUGAAAUAAUUAAAAUAUUCCAAAGAUAAAAUCAGUGACAAAAAAAAACACCACAGAUUAAAACGUGCAGACAGCCCUGGAACUACGCCUUGCAAAUUGCAGAGGGUUUCUUUGCAAGCACUGCAUUGUAGGAAGGGAGGACUGGGUGAUCCUAUGGGGUCCCUAAUUUGAGGAUCUUGGGAAAUGUGGCUCUUCAAAGCUUUAGACAAUAUCCCUCCCUCAACAAAUGGCUUUUUUUCCUUUUGCAGCAAUAGGACAGGAGGGUGUCUCGCCUCACAGUAAUGGAACAUUAGAUUCCAGUAGCACUUUUAAAGCCAAUUAAUCGUAUUAAUAGAGCAUAAACCUUUUGUCGGCUGAAACGUCCUCCUCCAAAUGCCAGGAACGAAACUGUUAUCAGCCGGUAACCAAAGGCAGUUAAUUGAAUGUUUACAAUCUCCCUCUACCUCGUUUUUAAAGGGGGAAUUUUCCACAUUGUAAGUACAUCGUCAUAAAAAAGGCUGUUUUUUAAGGCUGCCUUUUAUAGCAUGAGAGGAAGCCAAAACCCUUCACUAGGGCCUUAGCUAAGCCUGCCAAACAGAUCCAUCAUGCUUGCAGAACUUGGCUGCCCGCAGGAUCAGGUCCCAAUAGCAGGAGGUGCUGCAGGGAGCUGGCAGCAGAGGAAGCGAGAUGCUGUGAAGCCUGCUGUCUAGUCAAAGAGAUACCUGCUCUCUUCUGGGAAACACAGCCAGAUGGGCAGGGUAUAAAUAAAUUAUUAUUAUUAUUAUUAUUAUUAUUAUUCCUUGAUCACACCCAGGGGAGUCUUUAGUGUAUGCGCCGCCAGGGUGCAAAGAUCCAUCCAGCUCCCCCAAGUCUGAGAAGCGCCGCCGUUGUGAAUGACAAGCGCCGCUGCUGGUGCGGCACGUCUUUGGUAAAUGAGCACACAAAGUCGAAAGUCCUUUAGUGAAACAGUAGGUAUACAUUUCGGUAACACCUGGGUAUACAGUAAUACCUCAGGUUACAGACGCUUCAGGUUGCGUUUUUUCAGGUUACGGACCCGCUGAAACCUGGAAGUACCGGAACAGGUUACUUCCAGGUUUCGGGGGUCGCGCAUGCACAGACGCGCUAAAUCGUGCUUUGUGCAUGUGCAGAAGCGUCGAAUUGCAACCCGCGUAUGCGCAGACGCACUGCUGAGGGUUGCGAACGCUGCGGGUUGCGAACGUGCAUCCCGCAUGGAUCACAUUUGCAACUCGAGCAUCCACUGUAUAUGUAUAUUGUUUUUCUAGCUUGAUCAAAAUUACUUAUUAUUUCAUAACAGGUAGAUAGUUAAGAGCUUAGGCGGUUUCAGAGGUGGGCGCCGGGCGCCCCCCAGAAUUCAGCGCCUGGGUGCCCUGCGCCCCUUGCACCCCCAGGUAAAGAUGGCCCUGGUCAGACCCCACCUGGAAUCCUGUGUCCAGUUUGGGGCACCACAAUCUAAGAAGGAUACUGGCAAUCUGAUAAGCUGGGAGGUGUGCAGAGGAGAGCAGCCAAGAUGAUCCAGGGUCUGGAAACCAAGCCUUGUGGAUAAAGACCCGACCCUGGCUGCAGAGGCCAGCCAUCCUGGCUAGGAGCCAUCAAUUGUCCUCUCCUCCAUGAAUUUCUCCAAAGUUAUUUUUAAACCACCUAGGUUUGGUGGCUACCACUGCCUUCUCUGAGAGCGAGUUCAAUAGUUUGCCUACGCCCUGGGUGAAGAAGUCCUUUUAAAAAAAAUCCAUCCUGAAUAUUAUCUCUGUUGCAGGCACACACACAUGUAUGUAUAUACUUGGCUGGCUCUCCUGCGCGAAAAAAGGAGGGCAACAUCUUUUUCAAAGAAUGAGUCAUUUUGGCUUGUGCAAAGUGCCACACAUGCAAUUAGAAGUUUAUUGAGAAUAUUAAUAGUCUGAUUCAUGGCUCUUUGGCCGCAGGCUGGAAAGAGAGGAGUUGGGGGAGAGCGAAAGAUUAGUCAUGCUACCAACUGGGUAGUAAAUUCUUCCUUAACUCCUGCAUUCGUCUUGCUUUAACGUUUGAACUCCUGCGUGGUAAAUGUUUACGAUAUCGCCUGCCUUCCUCUUGACUCACGGCUGCAAAUGAGCCUGUUAUCCAGGUAUUGUCUGAGGCUAUCUCCAUGACAACGCCAAACACUCAAGGUGGACGCAAUCAGAUCUGCUCCGGAAAUAAGCAGGAAUAAGUGGAUUACUUCAUCCAGAUUCUAAUUAUUAUUUAUCUGCAUGCCACCGUUUUGCCAAAGCUGGUUUAUGGUUAGGACAAUGGUUUGCAGGGGGGACUGAGAGGAGAAAUGAGAGCCGUCUUCAAAUAUCUCAAGGUCUGUCAGGUGGAAGAUGGAGCAGGACUCGAACCAGCGACAUCAAGUUACAAGAAAGGAGAUUCAGAAGAACUUUCUGACAGCAAGAGCUCUUCGACAGUGAAAUCAUCUCCCUAGGAGGUGGUGGACUCUCCUUCCUUGGAGGUUUUUAAGCAGAGGUUGGGUGGCCAUCUGUCAUUUAGAUGAGAUUCCUGCAUUGCAGGAAGUUAGGCUAGAUGCCCUCAGGUUUCCUUCCAACUGUACAUUCCAAUUAUUCUAUGAUUUUAUAGUUAGAAAUAAGGAGUAGUGGGGAGGAGCAUUCAGGGAUUGACUCUUACGCAUUGGUGCAUAACAAAGUUGCAUCGUGACCAGGGAUGUUCUAGGACAGGCACGUUCAACAGGUAGAUCACGAUCUACUGGUAGAUUGCGGGGUGUUCCUGGUAGAUCUCUGGUCCCUCAGGGAUAUUCUUCCCCCCAAGAUUAAGGUCCACUAUUUGACUGCAGAUUCAGGACCCUAAGCUGUGUUUGGUCUUUGUCCAUGGAAUUUUCUUGGCAGGGAUACUGGAGUGGCUUGCCGGUUCCAGGUGGAUCACGUUUGGUCAAAACUCUCAACUAUGACCUGUCCAUCUUGGUUGGCCCUACAUGUCAUAGCUCAUAGCUUCUCUGAGUUAUUCAAGCCCCUUCACCACGGCAAGGCAAUGAUCCAUGGGCUGCAAGAAGAUCAAACCUCUCAAUUCUGAAGGAAAUCAGCCCUGAGUGCUCACUGGAAGGACAGAUCCUGAAGCUGAGGCUCCAAGACUUUGGCCACCUCAUGAGAAGAGAAGACUCCCUGGAAAAGACCCUGAUGUUGGGAAAGAUGGAGGGCACAAGGAGAAGGGGACAACAGAGGAUGAGAUGGUGGGACAGUGUUCUUGAAGCUACCAGCAUGAGUUUGACCAAACUACGGGAGGAAGUGGAAGACAGGAGGGCCUGACGUGCUCUGGUCCAGGGGGUCAUGAAGAGGCGGACACAACUGAACAACAAGCUGUGUUUUACACAAUUGACUUUUUAUUAUGUUCUGUGUAUAUCGCAAUGCUCAUUCAGUUCCAUUCAUUCAUAGAUUAAAUUCCAUUCAUUCAUUUGCUUGCUAAGAAAAGCUCAACAACUUUGAUCCAUCCAUGGGUAGAUCACUGCCAGUUUUUUUAUACUGUGAGUAAAUCGCAGUCUAUUGGGAGUUGGACGUCCCUGUUUUAGGAUGAAGUAGUUGCUCCUGCAGCUCCACUACCUUAGGGAUGGGAGAGAUAAUCGAUCCAUUUCACACUGAAAGGCAUAUCUACGUAAUUCACACUUUCUGAGAUGAUGUGCCAGCUGAAACAGAGGCAAAUUUCCAAAUUUUCUCCUCUCUGAAUUUUGCACUGCAUUUCCCCAGCCUAGUAAUGUGCACAGAAAUGCAUAUAUUUGCAUAGAAAUGCACAUAUUAGUGAAACUGCCAAACCGAGAAGUGUCUGUUAGGGGAAAUUGCUUUGCAUUUUCUCCUCUCGACAAAUCUGCGGAGUAAGCUGGUCUCAGAGGCAGUAACUGGCUUAAGGUCCUGCAGUGAGCUGCAAGGCUGAGGCUGAAUUCGAACCCGGGUCUCUCUCAGGUCGUAGCCCAGUGCUCUAUCCACCACCCUGCACUGGUUUGCCACCGUCUCUCCCACCCAUUCGGUGCCAGAACUUUCAGAAGGGACAGCGGAAGAAUCACCGUGAGCUGCAUCUCCCCCCACCUACAUUUCCAGAUUCUCUUUUCGCUGCCGUUCCCUGACAUUCAAAUAACUAACCAGCAUGUUGGAUUUGUUUCUGUGCUCCUGUCACUCACAGGGGAAGUGAGCUUUGUUUGCCAGCCCACCCGUUCUGCCCUGGCCGCCCCACUGAGAACAAUAUGAAUAUUGCGCCAUUCAAGGUCCGCCAUUAAUGAUAGCUUCCCUGAAAGCCACAAAGUUUGGCGACAAAGCGAGUGUCGCUCAGCGCUGUCCCCCCCACAAUUGGGGUUCAUUUGGAGUCAGGAGGAUGCCAAAAAAGGGAGAGAGAAAGUGCGUUCCUCAGCAAAUGAGAAGUAAUUGUGUUAGCAAACACGGAGAGGGCGAUCUUGAAUAAUUGACUACGUUUUUCCCGUGGAAAAUUACACAGGAAGCAAAUCGCUGAUUAUUCUUCUUAGAGAAAGGAAUGGGGUGGGGGAAUAAAGGCAGUGCAGCUGAAUCAAAGUGUUCUUUCAAAAGGGGUUUUGCUGAGUAAAAUUUCAGACCAGGGUAGCACUCCAGUGCUCAGAUCCAUAACGGGCUCAGAUCCAUAAAGGCGGAAAGGUCAGCACUGGAGCCAUUUUCAUGGGCAUCCAAUGCAGGUGACUGGGGGAAGAUUUGGGUCAAACAAAAGGAAGUCCUUCAUGCAGUGCAUAGCCAGACUUUGGAACUCCCUGCCACAGGAGACAGUGGCAGCCACCAACCUAAUUAACGGAAACGCCGUUUACCUUCCCGCCGGAGUGGUACCUAUUUAUCUACUUGCACUUUGACGUGCUUUCAAACUGCUAGGUUGGCAGGAGCAGGGACCAAGCAACGGGAGCUCACCCCAUCAUGGGGAUUCAAACUGCCAACCUUCUGAUCUGCAAGCCCUGGGCUCUGUGGUUUAACCCACAGCACCACCCGCGUCCCAGCCACCAACCUAGAUGGCUUUAAAAGAGGAUUGGACUGAUUCAUGGAGGAGAAAAGGGCUAUCGGUGGCUCCAACCAGGAUGAAGUCUAUGCUCUGCCUUCAGAGCUGGAGGCAGGAAUGCUUCUGAAUACCUGUUUCUGGAAACCACAGGAGGAGAGGUUGUUCCUGUGCUCAGACUCUUCCUUUGGAUUUCCACAGGCGUCUGGGUGGCCACCUUGAGAACAGGAAGCUGUGGCAUCUAUGGCACCAUUUGAAUGGCCUCGGUGUAAAAUAAAAUAAAAAAACAAGGAAAAUAGAUAUGAAAAGGUGAAAGAUAUUAUAAGAUAACAUAAAAAGAACAAAGUAAUAAUUACCAUAUUUUUUCGCUCCAUAAGACGCACCUGACCAUAAGACACACCUAGUUUUUAGAGGAGGAAAAUAAGAAAAGAAAUAUUCUGAAUGAAACAGUGGAUGUAUGAUUUUUGUGGUUCAUGCUGUGGCCACAGACAUGUGAUUUGACGGUGAAUUUGGGGUGACCCAAUUCAAAAAUCCUGAGGAUCCAUGUGGAUCUGUGGUUUGUAACCAUGUUUUUGCACCAUUGUGGCCCCACGCAACAGUGGGUGCAUGAUUUUUUUGGUGCAGGCUGUAGCCAUGGACAUGCUAUGUGAUCUGAUGGUGAAUUUGGGGUGACCCAAUGCAAAAGUCCUGAGGAUCCAUGGGCUUUUACCUCCCCCCUCCCAGGCAGCCUCCACUAGCCUCCCUUAUCUCUCUUCCGAUCCUACCGAUCAGCUGUUUCCUUUCAACACUCCCUUCCCUCUUGUUUGCCUUAGUGUCUUUCCCUUAGCUGGAGCAGUUUUUUGCUCCUCCUUUUCUUCUAUUUUUCUCUCCUUAUUGCUUUAGUCUUCCUGUUUCCCCCUUUUGCAAGUUUGCUGUCUUUACCUCCCCCCUCCCAGGCAGCCUCCUUUAUCUCUAGCGUCCCUUAUCUCUCUCCCCAGAAACUAUCAGCGGCUUUGUUUCAACACCCCUUUCCCUCUUUCAAAAAAAAAAGAAAGAAAGAAAAAAGCACGAUCUGCUUUUUGCCCCUGGGCAAUUCGGCUCCAGGGACCACGCAUUUGCUUCAUAAGAUGCACAGACAUUUCCCCUUACUUUUUAGGAAGAAAAAAGUGUGUCUUGUGGCACAAAAAAUACGGUAUAUGUACAACAGAUAGUAGAAAUGGUAAAUACACUGGGGGGGGGUAUGACAGGAAGUCUUAUGUACUUUAGUAAGAAUGAAUGGUGAAAUGGACUAACUAAGAUUGAACUGAUUUUUAUUUGUAUACUUGGACAUAAUCAUACACAGGAACGUUUUGUUAUCAAUUAAUUUCAAUAAAGCAUGUGAAAGCUAAGAGAGAGAGAGAAAGAACAGGAUGUUGGACUAGAUGGGCCGCUGGCCAGAUGUAGCAGGUUCUUCUUCUGAAGAGUUGCCUGGGAGAAGACAGAGAAUCCGAGUGAAUGAGAUGGGCUGGAGAAAGGAAGCAGAGGUAUUGCCUGCAAAGACCUCUUGGGCAAGCCACAUAUUUCUUUACACAUUGCAUAGUCAAACUUAGCACAUGCUUCCAGAGGAGGCUGGGAUGGGUACCACCUUGGGCGGCCUUGAAAUCAGGAACGUACAAAUUUGUGGAGGGGAGGGCUGUUGGUGGCUAGAGUUUCUGGGAAGUUGCAGGAGGGGAGGGUUGCAUUCAUGAUCAGAUUUCAGGUUCUCCGCAGGCAUCUGGGUAGCUGCCGAGAGAACAGCAUGCUGAACCAGGUGGGCCAUUGGCCUGAUCCAGCAGGCUCUUCUUACUCUCUUAUAUGUUGUUUAGUCGUUUAGUCGUGUCCGACUCUUUGUGACCCCCUGGACCAGAGCACGCCAGGCACUCCUGUCUUCCACUGCCUCCUGCAGUUUGGUCAAACUCAUGCUGGUAGCUUCGAGAACACUGUCCCACCAUCUCGUCCUCUGUCGUCCCCUUCUCCUUGUGCCCUCCAUCUUUCCCAACAUCAGGGUCUUUUCCAGGGAGUCUUCUCUUCUCAGGAGGUGGCCAAAGUCUUGGAGCCUCAGCUUCAGGAUCUGCCCUUCCCGUGAGCACUCAGGGCUGAUUUCCUUCAGAAUGGAUAGGUUUGAUCUUCUUGCAGUCUAUGGGACUCUCAAGAGUCUCCUCCAGCACUAGAAUUCAAAAGUAUCCAUUCUUCGGCGAUCAGCCUUCUUUAUGGUCCAGCUCUCACUUCCAUACAUCACUACUGGGAAAACCAGAGCUUUAAUUAUACGGACCUUUGUUGGGAAGGUGAUGUCUCUGCUUUGCUUUUUAAGAUGCUGACCCUCUUAUAUACACAUUGCUUUUCAAACCUAUUUCCAUGAAACACAACAGGGAUGGGGAAUCUGUGGCCUUCCAGAUGUUUUUGGAUUACAGCCCCCACCCUGCUAGACCAUUGGCUAUGGUUCCUGGGCCUAAUGUGAGUUGGCAUUUAACAACAUCGAGUGGGAGCAAACGUUCCCCUAUCCCUGAAGUAGGAUGCAGAAGAACAAAUGGGUUCCAGAUAUUCAGAUCCGAGAUCUUCCCUUCUUCUGUAGCCUUGGAGUCACAUUACAUCAUUUAUCUUUGUAAUUAUUUUAUUAUAUUUUAUUUAUAAAAUUCCUACGCCUUUGCAGGAACUUAUUUAUUUAUUAAAUCUCCUCUGACGUAUCAGCAAGAGUCAGGCAGAGUGCCAGGAUUUCCUUCCCCAUUCCCUCCAUCUCAGAAGUUGUUUUACUGAAACAUGAAUAUACGCUUACAAAAUAAACCCACUUGAACCGGAGGCGAAAUGUUCGUUGUAAUGCAUUUAUGUCAUACGAGUAUUUAUGUAAUGCCUUUCACUCUACAGAAAUAAGGCCAGUGCAAAGUUAAUAUAAAAAAACUGGACAAAAUUAAACUGACAAAACAUAAAAAAUGCAACAUCAGAAAUCCAGUUUUCUGUAGGUGGUUUUGUAUGCACACCAUUUAGAUGUAUGAAAAAUUGAGGUCUUGAAUAAAUAAAUGUAAAUGCCUUAAAUAAAACGAACUGAGGAUGCAAUUUAAGUGGAUUUGGAAAGAUAAUUAGAGGGGGCAGAGAAUCAGCCGCAAAUUUCUCAUCAGCAUGUGCAGAAAUUAAUUAAUUUUAGGAUCUUCUCUCUCCUUCCCUUCUAGCCCCAAUGAAUCCUCACCUACGUAAGUAUUUGCAAUACCUGGUUUCUGCAUUAAUUAGAAUGAAAUAUCAAUAAAAAUAAUCUAUUGUAUGCUUAGGGAAGUUGCUUGCUUCUCUGUUUGCUAAACAAUUUGGAUACCUCUUCAGAUGUCAUGACCCAAUUUUGCAUGGUUGCCUCCUUAGAUCAAGGGAGCAGCUUUUUGCCUAUGUUGGGAUGUGGUUGGGUGCCAUUUUGAAUCAAGAUGGCAGACCGAACUUUUCAAAGCAGCACUGAUUUUAACCAAAUUUUGCAUGAUGGUUCUUGAGAUCAUGGGAACAGGUUUUCGUCUGUGUUGGGAUACAGUUAGAUGCUGAACGGAACCUCUCUAUAAUAUUGUAUUUUAAUAUUCUGUUGGAAGCUGCCCAGAUAUUCUGGGAAACCCAGCCAGAUGGGCAGGGUAUAAAUAUUAUUAUUAUUAUUAUUAUUAUUAUUAUUAUUAUUAUUCCCAAACAAUGCUGGCUAUGAGCCUGCUGUUUAUUGAUGCAAGGAGGAAUGUGACAUAGCACUAAGGAGAUCCCUCCAUAAAUGCAAAGAUUUGUGCUUGCCUCAUGGAACAAUCUCACUCUCCUCCUUCUGCCCUGGGGUUAUUUUGAGGGCAAGGGAAGAGAAGCAGAGCCAGCCUACUCCCUAGGAUCCUAGGUGCAGUCUCUUAAUUUCUUUUUUUGCUCCCAGCUUUUAAAAGCACUACUACAGAGUUCGGUGCAACCUACAGCCUGAUCCCAUGCAUGUUUACCUAGCUGUAAGUCCUCCUGCAUUCGAUGGGUUUUGCAGCCCGAUCCCAGGCAGGUUUUCUCAGAAGUCCCAUUGAAUUCGGACGAAUUUUCAGCUAAACCUACCUAGGGAUGUUCUGCUCUGCUUUACAACCUCCACCCCAUGCCCCACGUCCUUCCACCGCUGCUCCUUCCUGCCCCCACCAAGAAAUCUUCUACAUCAGGCAUGUCCAACCGGUCGAUUGCGAUCUACCGGUUGAUCGCUGGGUGCCCCUGGUCGAUCCUGGUCGACUGCAUGAACCAGAUUGAUUGCCCAACAACAAUCAAUUGUUGGAAAGCUCAACAACUUUGGUCAAUCUAAUGCCAUUUUUUUUUAUAGUGGGAGUAGUUUGCAGUCUCUUGGGAGUUGGGCAUACCUGUUCUCUGUGUUCCUGCAUGCAGGCAAAAGCUUUGCUUGACCUCCCAGGCUGUCUACUCCUAGAGGUUGCCAGGGCUAAGGUCCAAAGUGGAGCGUUGUCUCAGGGUUGUCCGCAUUCAGCCUUCUUGAGAAGAUGAGCUCCAAACGCUACACGGUUGUUGAAAUCCUCUUUUUUUCAUGCGAAUGCGGUGUCCGUCUGUUGGCAGGAGAAUUCCACUGCGGCUUUGAAGACGGCAACAUUUGUUUGUUCACCCAAGACGAGAAGGACAACUUUGACUGGACGAGGCAAAACAUUAUCCUCCGGGACACCAAGUACACCCCAAACACAGGGCCCAGCGCUGACCGGUCAGGAUCCAAGGAAGGUAAAGUUCAUAUCUCGGCCUAAAGCUCAGGUUGGCUUUUGACCAAACACAAGAACUCCUUCACUCUUCCAUUUGUAAUGUCUUGGGUACUCUGGGUGAUGAACUCUGUUGGGAGAGACACUAAGGGAAUGUGUCCCUUGAGCAUCUUUAUUUUAUUUAUUUUAUUUUAUUUCUAUACCGCCCUAUACCUGGAGGUCUCAGGGUGGUUCACAACAAGACAACAACAUAUAAAAUCAAACCAAAAUCAAUAACCCAAUAAACACCCUUCCCAAAAAAGUGCCACAUUCUAAAAGAGUGUUGGAUGUCAAUAAGAUCAACCAAAGGCCUGGUUAAAAAGGAACAUUUUUGCCUGGCGCCUAAAGGUGUAUAAUGAAGGCGCCAGGCGAACUUCCCUGGGGAGAGCAUUGCACAGACGGGGAGCCACUGCAGAGAAGGCCAUGUUCUCAUGUUGCCACCCUUCGGACCUCUCGAGGAGGGAAACGAAGAGGGGCCUCAAACCGUCUUGCUCUGGUGAGCAACCUGGCCAUUGAAUUCUGCACCAGCUGAAGUUUCCGAACCGCCUUCAGGGGCAGCCCUACAUAUAACAUAUUGCAGUAAUCUAACCUUGAGGUUAUCUUAUGUGCUGGACAUCUCUGGGAAGGAUGCUACCAUUUGAGCCAGGAACUUUUAAGUCUAAUAUGUCCUGAUUGCACAUUCAUAGGAAGUUGCAAUUGGCCUUUGGGACCUGAGAGGUGAGGGGGUGACAGGGGGACCCUGGAAGUGGCAAUUUAAAACUUCUGCUAAGUGACUCUAAACUAGACAUUGGGAAUCUGGCGUCAUUUCAUGCUCACCCAUCAUGUUAAGAAUUUAUCGAAAAUUGACAUACAGGGGUACCUCAGGUUAAGUACUUAAUUAGUUCCGGAGGUCCGUUCUUAACCUGAAACUGUUCUUAACCUGAAGCACCACUUUAGCUAAUGGGGCCUCCCGCUGCUGCCGCACCGCUGGAGCACGAUUUCUGUUCUCAUCCUGAAGCAAAGUUCUUAACCUGAAGCACUAUUUCUGGGUUAGCAGAGUCUGUAACCUGAAGCGUAUGUAACAUGAGGUACCACUGUAGUUGUUAAAUGUGGCCUCUAAGACCCUUGCUAAAUCAUCAUCAUCACUUUUUUUUUUUUUGCAAGUAAAUUUUUAUUCAGAAUUUGUAUAAAGUAAUCAUCAUCAUCACUUUUAAUUUGUAUACCGCCUUUCUAUCUUACAAUACUCAAGGCAGUUUACAAGCUGAAGAAACAAAGAAUGUACACCUUAUAACAAUCUAAUGCGAUACAAAAAAUGUGAUAAUAAAACAUAGCUUUAAAAUAAGCAACCUACAUCAAAUAAAGCAACAUUCAACAAUCAUUAGAAUAGUGUAGAAUAAUAAUAUCAGCAUAUAAAAAUUAAAGAGAAACCCACUAUAAAUAAAUAAAUUACAAUAAAUAAAUAAAUUACAAUAAAUAAUUUCAAAACUACAAUCAAUAAAACAACGGCCAGUCACAGUGCAUAAAAUAAUACAAUACAAAUUGAGAAGCAGAGACUGGAGGGUGGGGAAGGAGGCCUUGCCUGAUGGAGUCUCUUUCAGGCCUUGGAAAGCUGGUAACAUUGGAUCAAAUUCAUCAGUUUUGUUAAAUCAAUUCAACCAGAAUUUCCCAAACUUGGGUCUCCAGCUAUUUUUGGACCACAACUCCCAUCAUGCCUAGCUAACAGGACCAGUGGUCAGGGAUGAUGGGAAUUGUAGUCCAAAGGCAGCUGGAGACCCAAGUUUGAGAAAGCCUGAAUUAAACUGAAUAGUUUCAACUGGAUUUUGAAUAUAUGUGCAAUUAAUUGCUACCGUUUUGAAUUCCAUUGCAUUGCCAGCUUCCUUUGUGGGUCAUGCAAAGAGCUAUUCUGAAUAAUGCUUUUUAUAGGGAAGGGGGGCACUGGGGUGACUUUAUGGAAGCAAGAGGGCGGUGACCCCCCAAAAAGUUUGGGAACCGCUGAUUUACCUGCUUAUGAUCCACGCAACAGUCACCUCCAGGCUUGACUACUGUAAUUCGCUCUACGCGGGGCUGCCCUUGAAGCUGUCCCAGAAACUCCAGCGGGUGCAGAAUGCUGCAGCGAGGCUCCUCAUGGGGUCUCUGCCAUGGGAGCAUAUUCACCCAGUGCUUUUCCAGCUGCACUGGCUCCCGGUGGAGUACAGGGUCAGGUUCAAGGUGCUGGUUUUGACCUUUAAAGCCAUUCACGGCCUAGGACCCUCGUACCUACAUGACCGCCUCUCCUGGUAUGCCCCACGGAGGACCUUAAGGUCCAUAUAUAGCAACACGCUAGAGGUCCCGGGCCCUAAGGAAGUCAGCCUCAACCAGAGCAGGGCCUUUUCAACACUGGCCCCGGCCUGGUGGAACGCUCUGCCUCAUGAGACCAGGGCCCUGCGGGAUCUGAUUUCUUUCCACAGGGCCUGUAAGACAGAGAUGUUCUGCCUGGCCUUUGGCUUAGAAUCAGUUUGAUUCCCUCCCCCUCUUUCUUUUUCCUUUCUCCUCCUGUGAAGAGGCUGCAUCCUAAUGUUUUAAUGUUGGAAUUUAAACUUUUUAAAUUGUAUUUUAAUCAACUUGUUUUUAUUAUUGGUUGUUAGCUGCCCUGAGCCCGGUCUUGGCUGGGGAGGGUGGGGUAUAAAUAAAAAAAUUAUUAUUAUUAUUAUUAUGGUCUACAGCCUGGGCAGAAGGAGAAGCUCCUUUCGUGGGUUCGGUUGGCUGCUGUCAUCUUGCCUCUUGACCUUGCUGUUUCCUCUUUGCAGGGUUCUUCAUGUACAUUGAAGCCUCCAGUCCCAGGAAGGAAGGAGACCGGGCCAGACUGACCAGUCCUCUUUUCAGCAUCCCCCCCAAAAACCCCUACGGAGCCACCAACACGGCAUACUGCUUCAGCUUCUAUUACAACAUGUACGGACAACACAUAGGUGAGCUGAUUCUGCCGCUCGUGUUAAUUUCACUGCUGUCCCGAGAUUGUAUUGUUGUUUAGUCAUUUAGUCAUGUCUGACUCUUCGUGACCCCCUGGACCAGAGCACGCCAGGCACUCCUGCCUUCCACUGCCUCCCGCAGUUUGGUCAAACCCAUGCUGGUAUCUUCUAUAACACUGUCCAACCAUCUUUCCCAGCAUCAGGGUCUUUUCCAGGGAGUCUUCUCUUCUCAGGAGGUGGCCAAAGUAUUGGAGCCUCAGCUUCAGGAUCUGUCCUUCCAGUGAGCACUCAGGGCUGAUUUCCUUAAGAAUGGAGAGGUUGGAUCUUCUUGCAGUUCAUGGGACUCUCAAGAGUCUCCUCCAGCACCAUAAUUCAAAAGCAUCCAUUCUUCAGCGACCAGCCUUCUUUAUGGUCCAGCUCUCACUUCCAUACAUCACUACUGGGAAAACCAUAGCUUUAACUAUACGGACCUUUGUUGGAAAGAUGAUGUCUCUGCUUUUUAAGAUGCUGUCUAGGUUGGUCAUUGCUUUUCUCCCAAGAAGCAGGCGUCUUUUAAUUUCGUGACUGCUGUCACCAUCUGCAGUGAUCAUGGAGCCCAAGAAAGUAAAAUCUCUCACUGUCUCCAUUUCUUCCCCUUCUAUUUGCCAGGAGGUGGUGAGCCCAGUGGCCAUGAUCUUCGUUUUUUUGAUGUUGAGCUUCAGACCAUAUUUUGCGCUUUCCUCUUUCACCCUCAAUAAAAGCUUCUUUAAUUCCUCCUCACUUUCUGCCAUCAAAAUUGUGUCAUUUGCAUAACUGAGGUUGUUGAUAUUUCUUCCGGCGAUCUUAAUUCCAGUUUGGGAUUCAUCCAGUCCAGCCUUUCGCAUGAUGAAUUCUGCAUAUAAGUUAAAUAACACAUAGGUGAGCUGAUUCCGCCACUCGUGUUAAUUUCACUGCUGUCACGAGAUACGUUUGCCCAGAUCUUCCGAUUGAUGUUGAAUGUUCUCUGGGCAGGGAAGAUUCCUCUCCUCCUCUCCUCUUCUCCCCUACCUUUGACCUUUAUUCUGUCCUUCAUCUCCAGUGCCUGGUCUUUGGGGAUGAGCUGAGACUGCUUAGCAAACAUUGCUACUGGCCUUGCCCUUUUCAACAUCUCUUGCUUGACCUCCGGAGAGAAUGCAGACGUGGAGAAGUUGGUGGAAGGGAGCUCUGGCUUAGCCAAAUGCCCCAGGGAGGUCCAUUGUCUCUCACCACGGCCAGCCUUUAUUCUUAAUGUUCCCAGACAUCCCAUUACAUUUCAGCUGUUAGAUCAUAGGAUCACAGAAGCGUAGAGUUGAAAAGAAGUUGUGCAGAUUUAUUUUAUGUUAUUUUAUUUAUAUAAAAAAAUCUGUACUGCUGUAUCAUUAAAUAGAUGUGUAUAUAUCAAAGCUGUUUACAACAAAAGUACAAUAGAAACCAUAUAAAGAGUUAAAAUCUGGCAUCAGUCAACUACUGAGUGAAGGUUGUAUUCAUAACUACCUGGCAAAAUAGAAAGGUUUUCAGCAGACAUUUAAAAGCUGGCACAAAAGGCACAGUGGCAGGGAGUUCCACAGGACUGGACUAGUUUCUUAUUGCUACCAAGUGAGCCUCUCCAGCUCAGGGAAUGACCAACAAAACUCGUGCAGAUGAUCUCAGAGAUCGAGUUGGGAUUGAAGGGUUCAGUCGAUCCCUGAGAGACCCCGGACAUAAAUUGUUCCGGGCUUUGGGAAUUAAUCCAAGGAAUUCGAACCCAGGUCUGUACUGGAUGUGCAACUGGUGCAGCUGUUUUAACCACGGUGUGCUGUGUUCAUCAGCAACCGAUCAACAUUCUGCACCAGCUGGAGUCUCCAAACCAGACCCAGCCUCUGGCCCUGCUGGGCACAAGUAGCAGGUAGCCUUCAGAAGGUCACCCAGAUACGAAUAUGGCCCUCGGGCCUGAAAAGCACUCCCUGCACCUCUUUCUGGGACACGAAGCCACAGGUCUGGCUGUGGAUUCCUUCCGCCAGUGCCCACAUUGCAAGUCUUGGCCGACUGACUGCCUCCGUCUUUCAUCGCUGCCUGGGAUUAUUCGUCAUCGAAAAUCUUCCAGCCGGAAUCUGUUCCAAAGGAUUUUGGAGACUGUUAAAUUAGGGUAAUGGAUCUGGAAGAGGGCAGGGAGCUUGCUGAGAUGAAUUGACAUCUGCCGUACAAAAGGUUCCCCCCUGAGUCUGGGGAAAAGGUCUGGGAGCCUGAGCAUCUCGAGCGCCAUUUGUCCGAGCGCCCCAGCGUCUUAAAACCUUCUUAAGCUCUUUGCGGAGAUCAAACGGGGCUGCCUGGCAACAUCCAUAUGCAUGAAAGCUCUGCUCCUUAUUAGAGUGGGAAUGAAAGGCCUCGCCGGGCAGACACGAGUUGGGGGGAUAAGCUCCUUUCAAACUUCUCUGGGGUUACUCUUCCGCAAAGUCACCAAGUCAGUUGGAACAAGCUUCUGAGGCCUUCACCAAGUGCCCUCGGAGGUUUGAGGUCUGAAUAAGGCAGGUGCUGUUGUUGUUGUUUAGUCGUUUAGUCGUGUCUGACUCUUCGUGACCCCCUGGACCAGAGCACGCCAGGCACUCCUGUCUUCCCCUGCCUCCCGCAGUUUGGUCAAACUCAUGCUGGUAGCUUUGAGAACACUGUCCAACCAUCUCGUCCUCUGUUGUCCCCUUCUCCUUGUGCCCUCCAUCUUUCCCAACAUCAGGGUCUUUUCCAGGGAGUCUUCUCUUCUCAUGAGGUGGCCAAAGUCUUGGAGCCUCAGCUUCAGGAUCUGUCCUUCCAGGGAGCACUCAGGGCUGAUUUCCUUCAGAAUGGAGAGGUUGGAUCUUCUUGCAGUACAUGGGACUCUCAAGAGUCUCCUCCAGCACCAGAAUUCAAAAGCAUCAAUUCUUUGGUGAUCAGCCUUCUUUAUGGUCCAGCUCUCCCUUCCAUACAUCACUACUGGGAAAACCAUAGCUUGAACUAUACGGACAUUUGUCGGCAAGGUGAUGUCUUCUUUUUAAGAUGCUGUCUAGGUUUGUCACUGCUUUUCUCCCAAGAAGCAGGCGUCUUCUUACAUGUCUUCAAAUCACUGCUGAUGCAUUUGCGAAGCUAAACAGGGUGUGGUGUGGUUUCAGAUUGGAUGAGGAGAACUGUGUGUUGAGAUUCCUGCAUUUCAUAGGGUUGGACUAGAUGCCUCUGGGGGUCCUGUCUGUGAUUCUGUGAGUCUGUGAUUCAAGAGCUCUGGCUCAGCGGCCCAUUUCAGGUUUCUCUUGCGGCAUCCCAUCACCCAACAUCUCACAACCUCCUAACCUUUGCCUUCUGCUGUGUGUCUUUGCUUCCCCCCCAAAGGAACCUUGAAUGUCUACCUGCGGUUAAAGAACCAGGCUUCCAUAGAAAACCCCUUCUGGUCAUCGAGCGGCAACAAAGGGCAGCAUUGGUCUCAGGCCCGAGUGAAUAUACACCCAAACACUUCGUUCCAGGUAAGAUGGUUGUCUUAGAGGAGGAAGAAAGGAGGGUCAGGGGGCCGUAGUCUCACAUGUAACCCCCGUUUUCUUGGUUUCCUCCUUUGUAAAAACCGACCUGUCAUGCACAAAGCACAAGCAACGUGCCUAAGGUGUGCACAAUUCCAAUCAAUCCCAACUAAAAGGAUAUGAAACGCAAUAAAAACGAUCACAAUUAUACUGCAAAAAAAAACAUAGCAGCGGUUCAUAGCACCAAGGAGGUUCCUCUAUUAUUAUUUUUUAAAAAAUCUGUUAUGCAUGAAUGUGCACUCAUGGGAGCAAGCACACUGCCAGCAAAAAGCUCAUAAAUCGCUUUCGGUGUUUUGAAGUUUCUUGGGGUUUGGGGGGCAGGAUCCAAAACAGGGUGGAACAAAAGAGAGAAAUCUCCAGGCAGGAAUCGUCACCCAUAACUACAAUGAGCUUUGGAUGUCCCAUAUUGCAAGUGCUAGAGCAGGGGUCAGCAAACUCACCGUGCCUCAGCCCAGUGUCUCCAGUGCCAAUCGUGCGGCAGGCCAGAGGGCGGGGGAGCGCAUGCCCAUACACAUGUCCACAUGCUAUUUUUGGCGCACUUCCGGGUCGGAGAGCACUGGAAAUUACUUGUACGCAUGUGCACAGGCCUCCUCCGACCCGGAUGUGCACUGGAAAUAAUGCUUGCGCAUGCGCACAACGCUUGCACAUGCGCACAAGCUAUUUCCGGUGCUCCUCUGACCUGGAAGCGGGCAGCCGCGCAGCGCAGUGCUGGUAAGAGCGGGCAGCGGGCGGUGGGGGUCUCUGUGGGCCUGAUAAACGAGUCCCUCGGGCCUUAUCCAGCCCACAGGACUCAGUUUGGGGACCCCUGUGCUAGAGACACAGGCAUCCCACUGAGAUUCUGCAAGUGUCCAGUUCUUUCCUCCAAUUUAACAAACCGAAGCUCCAAUCUGAUUAUCGCCAUAAACAGCCCAUGAGAUUAUUGACUUGAAUGUAAUCUGCCCUGAGAACCUUGGACGAAAGGUCCUCUAGAAUCAUAGGACUGAGGAGUUGGAAGGGACCUGCGGGUCAUCUAAUCCAGCAACUCCCCCUGCAAUGCAGGAAUCACAUAUCAUAGAACUGUCGAUUUGGAAGGGUCCCCAGGGGUCAUCUAGUCCAACCCCCUGCAAUGCAGGAAUCUCAGCUAAAGCAACCCUGACAGAUGGCCAUCAUAUUAGUAAAUCCCCAUAGCCAUCUGUUACAAGCCUACCCACUUGCCAGGGAGCUCUGAAUACCAAUUGCUGGGAAUAAAGCAUGGAGGAGUGAUCUCGCACUCAGGUCCUUGUGGCAGGCUUCCCAUGGACACCUGCUUGGUCCCUGUGAGAUCAGGCUGCAGACUAGAUGGUCUCCCUUUGGCCCAAUCCUUCUUCAGGACCCUCCUUAUAUUCUCCUAAGUUAGUUGCUUCACCAUUAGUGAGCCUUCCUUCUGAGUAAUGGGAUUGCAUUGUCUGUGUCUAAAUAGCCACCCAAGUCAUGAGGACAUUCCUGGGUGCUGAAGCUCAAAUUUGGAAUGACACGUCUUCCUUUGGGACCGUCAUGGGCACAGGAGACUCGUGCUCCUGGUCUUAGAUGUAACGUCCAAAGAUGGAUGAAAUUCAGAGUCUUCUGAACUGGCAGAUGGUGAUUGAGGUCCAACAUUCACAGUCGUCCAGUAGUUCCAUUAUUAUAAUGUGUUACUCAUCUCUUCGUUUGGGUUGCUGAUCAAAGCAUUUUUAAUUUUUUUUGCAUAUGAUGACAUUGCUGAUUAAGCAUCAAUAUUGGACUUUAUAUUGCCAGGCAAAGCAUUCUCUCCCCUCUUGCAUAUGCAUCUGAAAAGGUCUGAAGGUCUGGAGCAUCUGCAGAUGAUUGGCAGGUGCUUCCUGAAAUGGGUCAGGUGGCUGAAUAGAUCCGUUCUGGUUUCUUGCUCUUGGCUGAUGAACAAAAUUGAUCCUUUUGUGUUAAUGCACCUGCCAGAGCUACGAGGCUGGAUUUCACGCGUUGCAGAGGAAAUGAAGAUUUGGCUGCUUUUGAGGGGCAUCCCAUGAAAUUCAAGUUGUCCCUGUGGCGCACUCACAAACAUGUUGCCUUUUCAUAGAUACCUCAAACUCAGUGGGGCUUGCAUCUCAGUAGCCAUGGUUAGAACUGAAUUGCAAGUAGGGAUAUACAGUAAUACAGCACUGAUUUCCAUUCUGAGACAUAUUUGCUGCGUGGCGCUCUGUUUCCGCUCUGCUGCGAUUCGGCUUCUGGCAAAACCUGCUCUUUUCCACCUUGCUCUCUCGCCUGUCGCCUUAUUUCCCAGGAUUAAUUACGCCAUCAGUUGUGCAACUAUUAGGCUGCUCCACCCCAUUGAUUUCAAUGCAAAGGAAACACAAUGCAAAUUGCAGAGGGGGGAGGCAAUAAUCAAUUGUGUGUCAUUUGCAGAAUGAAAACCACAAUGAAUACUGAUAGGGGGACAUUCAGACCAAGAGGGAAACUGCGUACAAGUAUAGAGAGGGCAGGGAGAUAGUGAAUGUGAGUCCCAUGGGGUUCUAGUCUAUGCAGUGUACCCCAAGAACUUUGCCAUUCCCAAGAUAACCCCCCCACACUGAAAAACCCCCAACCCCGGAUGCAUCUGUGAUGUAAAUAGCUUUUGCACAACUCAUUGCUAACUCCAAUGCCCUGUCCUUCUUACUUUCCCCAUGAACAGGACUAGCGAGAGUCUGUUUCAGUGGAAUCAUUCAACUUGUCCAUUCGCUCCUGGAGUUUCCUGCCUCCCUGGUUCCCCUGCCCCUCCUUUUCUUAUUUUACAGCAUAAAACAAAUUUAGGGCCGUGAAAACGCUGAACAAAUAAAGCCGAAUAAAUGUCAGCACAGCUGGAACUUUAAAUUACUUUCUUUCCUUUUUUUGCAGCUCCUGGGCCAACCAAACUUUAUUUUGCAUUUCAGAGCCUAAAUGGGAAGGGAUGUAAACCUCCCAGUUAAUUUUAAGUAGAGUGAAUCAGAGUGAAUCUCUGUCUGCAGUAAAUGCUGUUGCUCCAGCACAGAAAUUAAAGCUUUUUAUAGGUUAAUUCGCACACUGAAGUGCAUCCAAGAUUUAUUUUAUGCUUUCCAGGCCCACAUAUCAUCGGCGAAGCAUUUCUCAUCUGAAGAGGGGAUUAUGAAUGCUUUGCAGCAAUCCCUGAUUCUAAAUGACCAGCUAAGGCAGGGAUAAAUUAUAGCAAGAGCAUUUCCUAGUAUAAACUAGAAUUUAACAUUACUGGAGUGCUGUUUUGUAUAGAUGAAAAGAGUGCCAGUCCUUGCCCAAAGAACCUUCUAAGAUCUCACUGCAGUCUCGCAGUCUGACAGUCUGACAUAGCCCUUUUCUGAACCACCAUAAGAUAUGCAUUAACCACAAAGAAUAUAGAAUCGUAGAGUUGGAAUGAACCCCUGAGGGACAUCUAGUACAACCACCACACUGCAGGAAUCACAGCUAAAGAAUCUCUGACAGAUAGCCACCCAACCUCUGCUUAAAAACCUCCAAGGAAAGAGAGUCUACCACUUUCCCAGGUGUUCCAUCCCAUGGCAAGCAGCUCUUGCCAUCAGAAAGUUUCCCCUAAUGUUUAGUUGGAAUCUCCUUUUCCUAUCAUUUGAAUGCAUCGAUUCAGGUCCUCCCCUCUGGAGCAUGAGAAAACAAGGUUUCUCCACCUUUAACGUAACAGCCCUUGAGAUAUUUGAAGAUGGCUCUCAUUGAACCCCACCUAUCCACAAUUCAAGCUAUUGGGCCAGAUGACAUGAGGGGUGCACAUAGGGAGAAGGAAGAUCACCCAUCCAGGUGAUGGAGGAAUAUGACACACAGAAGCAGGACUGUCAGGACCCAUGCUGUGUCCCUGGAGCUGCAAAAUUGAUUCCUUGCCCUUAUCUCAGACACUGAUUCGGAGCCAGAGGAGCAGAGACAGCAGUUGCCUCAUGGUUUCAGUUGUCUCUAUACUAAUGCACAGAGUAUGGGAAACAAGCAAGACGAAUCCAAGCUUUUAAUUCAGGAUGGCAAAUAUGACCUGGUAGGCAUUACUGAAACCUGGUGGGAUAAAACUCAUGACUGAAAUGUAAGAAACCAAGGGGUAUAACCUGUUCAAAAGGAAUAGACCAAACAGGAAGGGGGGAGGAGUAGCAUUGCAUGUAAAGGAUGUGUACACUUAUGAAGAAAUCCAUGACCUGGAGCAUGGAAGGCAAAUUGAGAGUAUAUGGGAGAAACCUGUAGGUGUGGGAAACAACUGUUCUCUUACUGUGGGGGUCUGUGAUGGAUCUCCAAGCCAGUCUGAAGACUUGGAUGAUGCCUUCUUUUCUUCUUCUUUUUUUGCAUUUAAUCUUUAUAGAUUUUUUAGUAUACAUCACAAUUAUCAUUAUCCAUCAGAAAUAUACAUAAAAAGGAAAAAAAAUACUUAAACGUUAAAAAAAUACUUAAAUGUUGAAAAUGAAAUAAAAUUACCAUAUUUUUCCAUGUAUAAGGCUAGGUUUUUUUCCUUUAAAAUAAUGUCAAAAAUUAGGGGCGUCUUAUACACAGAUAUACCAUUUUCUUAAAUUUGAGUCCCUCCAAAUAGGGGACAUCGUAUACAUGGGGGCAUCUUAUAGAUGGAAAAAUACGGUAUAUAGUAAAGUAUUAAGGCUUCCCUCCACGUGGGUCCUCUAUAUUUCUAUAUUAACUGCAUAUUGAAUAACGUCUAGUUUAUAUUUAUCCAAUAUAUGCAUAGGUUAUGUCACCUUGCAGGAGUCAUUCAAGGCCUGCCAAAAAUUUCAGAUGUUUACCAUGAUUUUUUAGGUAUUGUCUGUAUUUGUCCCAUUCUGUGUUCAGUGUUUGGUCGUCAUGAUUCCUAACUUUCCCUGUUAGUCUUGCCAUCUCAGUGUACUCAAUUAGUUUUGCCUGCCAUUCCAUUUUUGUCGGUAUAUUGUCUCCUUUCCAACAUUGGGCUAAUAGUAUUCUCACGGCUGUGGUUGCAUACGUAAAUAACAUCCUCAAAUCUUUCGGUAUAUCUACGCCUAUAAUACCUAGGAGAAAGGCUUCUGGAUUUUUGGCGAAGGUUAACUAAAAUAAUUUAGUUCAUGGUCGAUCAUGUCCCAAAAUUCCUUUAUCUUUUUGCAUUUCCACCACAUAUGGUACAUAGUAAAGAAAUGUAAAGAAACAGAAGGAACUGUGGAUGAUGCCUUCUUAUAACAGAUUAUCGAACAUUCAGAAAGGAGAGAUAUAGUAGUCAUAGGAGAUUCAACUGGCCCUGUAUCUGUUGGAAGCAACUCUGCCUGCACGAUCCCCUAUUUCUGUUGCUCCUGCUGCACUGAUCAUCUUUUUCAGGUGCAUCUCAUGUGAUCUCAUUGCAGGUUGUUUUUGAAGGGAUCCGUGGCAAGGGUAUCGAAGGCGACAUCGCCAUCGACGACAUCUCGAUUGUGGAAGGCGAAUGCACAAAAGAGGACUAUGUGAACAAUCGUAAGUGCCUCUUUGAUCCACCCUCGUCCUCGCAGCAGCGUUUCAGCCACAAUCUGCUCCCAGGCCCCAGUGUAAAUGUAAUAAUCUAA